Xyrichtys novacula (pearly razorfish) is the source of this 62131-nucleotide messenger RNA. The record is from the annotation of a GenBank genome assembly. NCBI's taxonomy places the organism in Eukaryota, Metazoa, Chordata, Actinopteri, Labriformes, Labridae.
UGGAGGGGGCGCCUCACGGGCACGCUUUCACAUUGUCGUUCUCAAACCAAUAGGCCUGCGCGUUCAUCCCUCCCCGUGCACACACCCCUCCAUCCUCCUCCUCCUCCCGGCGUGUCUGAGUCUCCGGCUGCAUGAACGAGCCUCGAUUCACUACAAGCCUGAACUUCUACGAUGCGUCUCUCCCAUACCUCAACUGAGUGCACAGCUCAGUCUGCAGCAGCAUAGGAUGUAAUCAAUCCCACAUGUUUCACCUCUGCGACUCGGGGAUUUUACACUUUGAAUAUUUUUCUGCUUUCUCUUUCAUUCUACACCACUUGCCGAGCAAUGGAUAUAACUUACCAGUGAGUAGCAAAUUAUGUUACAACUGUUUUUAUAAUCUGAAGUGAUUGUGCUGAAUGUCGAUUUUACAUCCAGUGCUGCAUGCUGGGGAUAUAAUACAAAUUUUCCCUUUUAUUUUGAAAGGGUUGCUUCUUUUUUUAAAGCCUGCCCCACUUUUAUUUACUGUCAUUCAUUUGGAGUAAGAAAAUAGUAAACAUAAAGCCUGUGAUGACCCUUUUAAAUCUCACUGAACAAUUAGGCUACUUUAGGACAGACCUCAUUCUGGGAUGAUGUUUUUUAUUAUUUGAAGCUACAUUUGUCUGAGUAUUACGGUAAUUUUUACAGAUUUAUUCCACUGUUUUCUGUCCAGUCUAGAGCUCCGAGCUUUUCGGCGUGUGUGUGUGUGUGUGUGUGUGUGUGUGUGUGUGUGUGUGUGUGUGUGUGUGUGUCACUUUCUGCUUUGACCUCUCUUCACAGUCAAAUUACUUGUGUGUUUCUAAUUCCUCCUCUAUUCAGACCCUCUAGUUUUUUUUAUCCCGCUUCCUCACGCCUGUAGUCUUAUAGAGAAUAAAUUGUAGUUUAUUCUUUGUUCCUUUCCUAUUGUGUGUAAGCUCGUGAGAAUGUGUUUGGGAGAGAGAAAGACUGAGGCAGUUUUAUUGCAAACUGCAGUGCUCCCUCCCCUAUGUCUCCCCCUCUCUCGGUAUGACGGCUGUGCAGACGCCGGGCUGUCUUCCGCUCGGCCCGGCUUGUCUCUCCUGUUUAGUCGGCCUCUGAACACCCAGAUUUACGGUCCUGGUUAUUCUCUGUGACUUUACUUUAUUGCUAAAUUGUUGAAGGCAAUGAGCUGGCCUCUGAACCUGUGCCACUUCGGAAGUGAAUGCCUUUUGAUUUCCUUUUAUCUUUUGUCCAAAAGCGCACACAUCCAGAUUUCAGCCAAACACCAACAACGCAUUUUUAAAAUCUGAAAACUGAAUUACUCUGAAUCUGAAAAACGCGACUGUUAAUAGAUUUCCUGCCAUUCCUGAUGAGCUCUUGUGAUGUCGUUUUGAGCAGGAUUGAAUACUUUUGUUGGAGGAUUUCACGCGGCGAUAGUUGACCCUUUGCAGGGCAGUGAUGGUGAAGGUGUGUGUGCGUGUUUGGGUUGCGCGUGUGUGUGUGAGAGUUUGGGGUGUGUGUGUAUGCGGGGUUCUGAACGCCUUACACACACACACACACACACACACACACACACACACACACACACACACACACACACACACACACACACACACACACUACAGCAGAUACACAAAUGACAAUUUUUCUCCUAAACUGUUAUGCACGAUCUACUCACGUCGUUUUGUUUGCGUGGCGCGCGAUAACACAGGGUUUAGAUCCAGGUUUGUUAAAUGUGGCCUGAGUGGCUCUCUGUUGACGUGGAAUGUAAACACGGAGGACGUGUGUUUACGGGCUGAAAAUUUAAAAAUGUAUAGACAAAUGUCAGCCGAGAGUGGUGUAUGAUUGAUGUCCCGUGGAGAAGGGCUAUUGUUUCUCACAGCCGAGGGGACAGGAGAGAGUCCAUUUUGCCUUCCAGUGCGCGAGCAGGAGCAUGCAUGUCUCUCUUUUUAACCCUUAUCCUCCUCUUUUCAAAUAUUACGUUGCCCAAUUGCAACAUGAAAUAUAUCUACAUUACAAUGCAUCCUGACUUUAAUGCAAAAAUCUUUUGAGGACCUUUAGGAAACAAUCAACAUUUGAGUGUUUUACGCACAGCACACGCUCACAAUUCCAGGCUCCUUUAGAGCAGCUAAACUUUGGAGACACCCCAUCCAAACACGAUUCCUAAAACUUUGAGUCCUUGAGUGUGUGUGCGCGUAAAGGAGGCUUCAGUCCAAGCUCAUGCAGCCCAUAUUCUCCUGCACUUCAUAAGUCCCUGGUCCACCAGAGCAUUUGAUAUUUUCUUUGUUCCUUUAUCGUUGAUUCCUGGGAGGUGCUAUCAGCAUCUACACAGCGCUAGAUGGACGUGCCAUGCAUUGAAAGGCCUAAUAGAUGGACUACUGAGGUGUGUGUGUGUGUGUUUGCCUCUCUCCCUCUCUUUCUCUCCCUAUCUGAGCGUCACAUGGAGCCCUAUUUAAGUAAAUGGCCUGGGCUAUAAGGCAUACAUAUAAAGUCGAUGAUUUUCCGAGUCUAUUUCACUGUUUAUUGCCUCGCUCUUUCGCUCUGGAGCAGAAAGGUGAUGUGAUUUGUGUUUGUGAUUACAGUGUAGCCUACAUAUACUGUAAAUGUAGCAGAGAUGCAUGGGGUUUGCCAUUGCCAGAAGGCGUAAGGUGGAUAAAAAUAGCUGAUUCAUGGCCGUUUCUAUUAAAAAAACAACAACACAAAUGAUAAUCUUGGGAACAAAGGGGCAAGAUCACAAUAAUACUAAAAAUUUAAGGGGAGCAGGGUUAAGAGACUAGAUUUUAAAGGGAAAUCAGAAAAGUCACAUUUUAUCCAUUAACGUCGUUCAUCAAACUAUUGAUCACAGGACGGAAUGUGUGCGUAUGUGUGCGCAAGGCUGCUCUUAUCAAUCACACGUUUCCAUGCGUUUUUCUUUAAUUACAGAAAUAAAGAAUUUACUGCCACACAGGGAAGCGGCCGUGUGACAAAUAUUUGUACACUUCCUUUUAAGAGAACUGAAUGUUAAAAGAAAUGUAAACCAACAGAAAGUUUAAACACCAAUAAAUUAGUAAAUAAAUAAGCAAAAACAUACGAAAAGUACAGAUGUGUUUUUCUCUCUCUUGUAUGAUUAUGAAAUAAAAUCCUGCGUGGAAGUGUUCUCGCUCAUAAGACUUUUGCAAAAGCUUUUUUUCCCCCUGUUUUUCUGUACAGGAGCCCUCGAGGUCCAGCUUGUUUAUGACCAGCCCUUGUUCCCCUCUAAAGACUUAACAACUCGUCCUUCAUCGAGAGAGGCUUUUUACCGCUGUGAACUCUUGUACUGUAUAUGCACCAUUUGUUUGUACCUGAGCCAAAUCUCCCCCCUUUCCUCUCCAUUCUUUGCGCUGAUAAAGAAAAGCUCCCGUGUGCGUUAUUUGCAUCGUGUUUGGUCACAGUAUGAAGAGGAGGAGGAGAAGGAGGAGGAAGGGGGUUGCAAAGACUUCUCUGUUAGGGGUAGUGAUAUAUAGUGAAGGGUAAAACCACAUAAAGUCAGUGCAACCACCUUUUUUCUACAGGAGAGACUUGCCAAUGCUGGAGUAAAUCGCGGUAAAGACACCGGAAAAAUGGAGCAAACGUAGUGAUAGUUCUGUGCAGAUUGGGUCCUUUUCAAUCGGUUUUUGGUGUAAUUUGAAUGGCUUUUGUUGUUUGUCUAAACAUGAACAGCGACUGUCUCUCACUCCAGUCUUUUCUUCAGCUCCACAUUGCUGCCUGGUUAAUCAUUGUCAGCGCUUUGACGCGUCUCCUGCUCUCUCUUUUGUAGGACAUGACGGGGACUCAGUUUCUACCCUGCAAAGCCAAAACUCCGCUCAAUGCGAGGGGAGCCCUAAGUUCAUAAAAGGGAUUAUUUGCAUCUGGGUGCCUGAGACCUUCGGUGCCUCCGGAUUUUACUUUGGGAUUUGGGAUUUAUCGCUUCUAAAACCGGGAUGGAAAGCCGAGAUUUCGCUCCUCCGCACCACCUCCUGACGGAGCGGAGCGCGCUGGUUCACAGCGCCGCGUCUCGGAUGGCGCCAGGCGGCCACGGCUCCGUGCAGCACCCCGCUCACUUCCAGCCCGGGAAAUACUACUCCUCCCACCUCUCCAUGGGUCCGCACUCAGGUCAGUUUUGGAUGCAGCUCUUUUAAAGUGUGUGAAUGACAAGUGUGCUUUCAAAAACACCCAGUUACUCUCUUUUGUUUAAAGCAUAUGUUCUGCAUAUUACAAACUUGGGAAAGCUUGGAGCUCUUUGGGACGGACUAGAAUUUACUGCGGAGGGAAAUUGCUCUGACUUUGUGGACAUUUAGAAAUCAACAGAUGUGAGUUUUAUGUUUUACUUAAUUUAAUGAACUGUUUAUGGCAUGGCUGCUUUAUGUGUGUAACAUAAAAAUAAAUAUAAUUUAUCAGUACGGUUUUUUAGUCUCGCGUAAAAGCGAAACUUGGAUCAAGAAGUAAAAUUUCCACCUUUAAGAAAAAUUAGAUUAACUUGAAAUUUACGGCACACUACUUUUUUCGUCUUGGACUAAACGACCUGUCAUAAUUUCUUGAAUUUUCCAGGAUUAUUCCCUUUAUCACCCAGGGAUUAUUAAGCGUAAUCUUGUCAUAGAUUUAUAUGGCUUCAUCAAUUAGUAAAGAAGUAAUCACGGCAUUUGAUGUAAUUAAUUAGAAUUAGGUAAUUCAACUGCUUAUAUUUCCCAUUAAACAAUAAAUUAAAGCUGUUAAGCUGCAUAGUCCCAUGUUUCCAAAGUGGCUCUGAGGCAAAAGGAGCAUGGUGGUUCUCCUGGUGUUGGGGUCGUAUUGGUCCCAAAAUGAGGGUUGUGGUGGUUUUGGAGAGGAAGGGGACCACUGGCUAAUGGAGGUGCGGGUAAUACCAGAAAAUCCGGUUUCUAUAUUGAGCAGGGACGUGACGGGGUGCGAAUGGGUUGACAGUGCAUGCAUUAGAUUUAACAAGUAGCUUUGGUAUCCUGUCUCAAUAUGAGGGGUGGGGGUGGGGGGUGGAUUGUGUGUGUAGAGAAUGAAAGAGAGCCUUGGCUAAGAGUCAUACAGUAACUAACUGGAUGAAUGUAUGUAAACGCGCCCAAUGAGAAAUCUCAUUAAUUAUCGUUUGCUAUUGCGGUGCUUUCUUUAAAUAGACGUUAAGACUCUGCUCUAUGAAUGAAAUCAUCUGCUGUGUGUUGGAGACACACAUCUUCUGCGCACUGCUAUUUGCAUAUUCAUUAGUUAUACACAACAGCCAAAAACGAUGUAAAGUCAAGAUCCAGUUUAACAUUUGAACACGACAAAUUUGACAAAAUACGACCAUUUCCGGUGUGGACGUUGAACUCGGCGCCAUGUUUGUCGACGGAAAACUGGACCGGUUCUGUACUAGAGGUUUGUUUACAGCCGCUUCAUUUGAAGAUGGUCCACAAAAAUAACAUUAUAUGUGCCUGUUUUAUCUCUAGAAAUGUUCUCACACUCCCUGUGACUCCUAAACUAAGAGUUAAGUUUUAUCUUCGAAUCUAAUAAUUUCCCCCCACACCUUAAUGUGUAUUUUAAUGAGUUUCUUUUGUUGAACCUUUUAUGAGGCUCUGACACAUUUCGAUUUUCAAAAUUUUCCAAUUUCCAUUUUUUUGAAUAUUACUUUAAAUUGAACCUAACUAUCAUAUAUUGUUGACAGCAGGCUUGUUAUGUUAUGGAAAAUUUUAUGCACAAAAAAUACACUAUCAUCGUGUAAAGCAUGUGUAGGCUACAUUAUAAUAUAAUGCAUACUAAUAAAUUUACAGAACUACUGUUCUAUAAUAUAGUAGGAUUAAAUCAUUAUAAAUCAAUACCAGAUGUAGAGUUGAUUCUUAGUUGAUAAAAUAUUUUGUAUAUUUUAUAAGACACUGAACAUCAUUUCUCCCUCAACUUUAACUUAAUAUUUUUGAUCAAAAAUAUGUAAUAUUUUAAGUCGAGAGAUGCUCUUGUCUACCUUUCAUAUCAAUUUAAACAGAUAAUCCUCCACUUUGACUAAAACUGCCUCUUUCUGACAUGUAUUGUGCGCCAAUUUAAAAAUGAUUCUGUGACGUUGAAAGGGAAAAAGGCGUAGUAAUGCAGGGUGAUAAUGCUAUUGAAAUAUAUUCAAGAGGGCCUCUCACUGGGUCUCAAGGUGCAUGACACUGUAUUGAGAUUCCAGAUAUCCAGACUCUCCAUGCAUGUCCCUGAUGGGGUUUUGACUGACAUGAUGGGCAUAGAGGAUUGUUGUUUUGGGAUGGGGGCUGGGAUACGUUUCUGUGUGUGCAAGAGUGUGUGUUUGCUGGGAGGUUAGGAUGGGGGUUACCUUUGUGCUUGCCCCCCUCAGAGAUUCAGAAAGCUGUAUGCCUGGCCCUAGGCCUCAGCACAGGGGGUAGAUAUGAUGUGGGGUUGGCCGUACCAGGGCAGGAGGGGGGCUUACGGUGGGAGGGUGUGUGUGUUUCAGAUCUUUGGAAAGACACACACACACACACACACACACACACACACACACACACACACACAUUUUCUAGUCUCGCUAGACAACACAGAGUGUAUCGCUUACAGAUAUUCAAAAAAAGAAAAGAAAAAACUCUCAUUCCGCCCGUUUCUUCAUUUCCCAGAAAACGUGAAAUCCAUCAAUUUGCCGAAGCCUCUUAUUUAGAUCAGCAUGGUGUCUGCUUGAAUAUGGUCGCGCUUGACAAGGUGAUGGAAUGACAGGCGCAUACCAACGCCAUAAGACGCAGCCCCUGUUUGAUAAAACCUCACAAUGAUAUUACACAGACGUUUAGAUUACUGAUAGGAGCAGUGGGAAGGCCUUUUGUCUCUCUUUCCCCUCCCUUUGCUUUCAUUACUUUCUCUCUCCCUGUUUCUUCCCCUUUUUCAGUGAUGUUAGCCCCUGGGCAGUCGUUGUGCAAACGUGUGUAUGUGUGUGUGUAUGUGAGAUUAGGGUUAGGUUUAGCCUGCAGUAGCACAGGUGUGCAGUAUUAUGGAGGGCGUGGCAGAGCUUGUCAUUGAACAGGUGUGUUACUUCCCAGACAGCAGACGGUUUUUGUUUACAUGGCCGUGUAUGUGUUAGGGAGUGUGUUUGUGUGUGACCUAGUAAUGCAGACGGAAGGGCCUACAUUCAUGUAACAUGUGUGCACACAUUCACAGCUGCACAGCCAACCACACAGACACACACACAAGCCUUAAAAGGUUUUCUCUCUCUGGUUGCUUGUGUUUUCUGCUUUGAGAAACCACAUUCAGGAUGUUUUGGGUAGACUAUAUAACCUUUCUGCUACUACUUUUCUCUUUUUGGCUUUGCUUUUGCUUCUCUUUUCUUUUUUCAUGCCUCUGUCAACUUGUCUUCUGGCUCUCAGUUCAGUCUUGUUAAUGAAGAACAUGAUCCUGCAGUUAGAUUCUAGAUUUCUUUGCAGAUGAUGUGUGUAUCUGUGUGUGUGUGUGUGUGACGCAUGCAGCAGCUCAGUCCAUUCAUUAUGAUGCUGUCAGUCAUGUCUCUCCUCUCUUUGGAAGUUUUCUCGGCCUAUGCUUUGAUCGUCGUGGUAGCACAGACCAGACACGCCCCCUCACCCUCCUACCUGCACACAAACACACACACACACCUUCACACACAGAGAAGUUGCAUGACGCAGAGAGAAAACAUGAUGACUAUGUGUGUGUGUUAGUCUUUGUGUGAAGUAAUAAAGGUAGAACUUUGUUAAAACCCGUAACCACGUGUGGGUGUAAUAUGUUUAAGUGUAUCAGUUAAGAAUAGCACCUCAUCAUUUCCAUACAAGCAUGGAAAUGAUGGAGGGAUGGAGCAGGGGAAGACGAGGAGGAGGAGAAGGAGGAGCAGAGGGAGUCGAGAGGCUGAAUGUUUCCACCUGGUUGGUAAUCCGGUCAGAUUACCACCGCCUGACGGCACCCACUGGCCGCCAUCCCCGACUCCUCAGCCUACCGCCUCCGCUGCGAGUGUGCGAGCGAGUGAAAGCAAGAGAGAGCGAGAGUGAGAGAGGAAGGGGGAGAUGUGUGCGUCUUUGUGUGUGUAUAUUUGUGUGUAUGUGUGUGUGUGAGAUGAGUCAGCAGUGGAUGAGCCUCAGACAGACCCCUCCCCUCUAUGCUGCACCUCGACGGCACCGUACCCAGCUCGGGCACAGGGGGGCACAUCCUCGGGUGCUGAGUGCAAGACGACCCCCUGCGAGGAGGCAGCUGGUGGAGGAUGCAGACAGGCAAGAUUUGAUUGGACGAGAGAUAGGAGGGGAGUGUAAAGUCAAUGUAACCUGAUUUUUAAUAACAUCUAAAAGAUUAAUAUUUUGGACAGUGUGCACCAACCCUUUAGUGUUUGACUUACUUUGAAUGGUAGAAGAGAACAUAAGAGAACAAUAUUUCUGAUUGAUCGAUUAAUCUUAGCAGACUGCAAAUUUGGAUCUUCAUCUUUAAGCAUCUAAUAGGUGUUAAACCACAGCCUCAAAGCCAGACUUUCACCAAACUGUGUGAAAAAGCAUUGCAUACGUUAACUGGAAUGAAUUCACACUUUUUCUGUGUUUAUUUCAAUUCUCUUUUACAUUCUUUUGGGGCUUUUUCUUGCUUGAUAAUGAGGAUAAGUUGUUGAACAGAGAGGGAAACCGAGACAGGAAAAUCAGGGAAAUCACAUGCGACUAACAGACACUGGUCCCACGUCAAGAACUAUAGCUUCCAUACAUAGGGAGUCUUUUUUUCCCUUUCCAGGAGAAGUUUUUAAGCUUUUUACCUUCAUCUGAUGGGACAGCUGAGAGGAGACAGGAAAUGUUGUGAAAGAGAGAGAGAGAGAGGGAUAACAUAAGCCAAGCAGCGAUAGGAUCUGAAGUCAAACCCUCAGCCAACGCAAUGAGGACCGUGGCCUUGGUGUGCUGCUCAACUGAGUGAGCUGAACUAACACGUGAUUAUACUGCUAAGCAAAACCAACUCCCUGUUCAUUGCAGUUUGCCGUAAUGAUGAAAUUGCAAUUAACUAUGCAGCCCUGCUCCAUACUCAUGAGUAGAAAACCCUUUUAGACUGUAUCAGACUCAAAAUAGAUGUAUCUGAACGUUUUAAAGCUCCUGUGAGGAGUUUUUGACUGGUCGUGAAACAGACUGAUAAUGCCUCUUUAUGACCCACGAAAGCAAAAAUAUUUUCUUAUGCCCCUUCUACGAAACAUAAUAGUUAAAAAUAAAAAAUCAAAGUAUAAUCUUUUGCUGAAAAUAACCAAAAAGCACAAUUGUAUAACUGUAUUGGGGAGUGACUUGUGGCAUGCAUUAGAAAUAAUGUUUAUUCAAAGGCAUGCUCUAAGCACCGACACGCCAAACAAAUUAUACAAAAUUAAGUUUUUUUUGUCAACUUAAAAACAUUAAAAACUGAUUUAACACCCACACCAGCACUGCACUUAUGUGAACAUAAAAUAAAAUAUGCAGCACUGCCAGAGAGACCAGUUAAAUGAGUCCGACUUCAGGAAAUUGUUGACGCAUUAAAGGCAUUAAGUCAUUAAGUCAUUAAGCAAAGUCAUUAAAAUGAUUUCCAUUACAAAUUAGACUCUUGUGUAUUCUUUGAUAUUUCCAGCAAACUUGUGGCUCAUAAUUUAAAUGUCUGACUGUUUCUAAUCAGAUUGACCCUGCAGUAACUGUGACCGAGUCGUCUAAAAGGCCAAAGAUAAAAAAAAAAGUGAAUAUAUUUAGUGAAACUCUAUUUGAUGUUGGAGUUUGGAGUGAAGUGUGUGUCUGUUCUGAAGCACAUUUGCCGCAGUGACAGAAGACUUUUGUCUCUCCUCCAGCUCUCCUCCAACAUGUGAACAGCUGCUUAUUGUCGGUAGCGGUGAUUUGAAGGGAGCCGGGUGCGUUUGGUUGCGACAUCUCCGGGGUGUGAACACACACCACCAUCUGAUGACUUGGCAUGUGAAUGGAGAGCGCCAGACUUCCUGUGUCCAUGUGCCCUCCUUUCUCUCUCUCCCUCUUCUUCUUCUUCUUCUGCUGUCCGUCACAAGGCCAGGCCUCUCCUCCACCCGUCUCGUCUUCCUCUCUGCUCUCUGACCACAUGCUCGCCCUCCCUCUUCCUCCACUCCUUCUGCUUUCCUCUUUCACUUCCCCUCCUCUCUGUUCCUCUCGCCUUUUCGAGUGGCCCUCCUUCCUCCUCGCAGCCAUGUUCCUCCCCUCUCUCCCCCUUCUUUUCCCUCUCAAUCGAUUCCCCCCUCCUCUUAUAUCCAACUCCCCAUGCAUCCAUCUCCUCCUCGCCCCUCUCAACACUCCUCCUAUUUCUGUCUCAAUUUCAGCCUGCUUCCUCUCCUUUUCCUACAUUGCCUCAUUUGUUUCUCCCCCCAUAGAGUCCUCUCUCUUUUCUUGCCUCCCCCACUUUCCCCCCUCCACUCGGCCGGUUGUUAACGGGCCCGUCCCGGUGCUGCUCGGCCCACGGCCAACUCACUAAAUCAGAAACGAUUGGAGGAUUUGGCAAGAGGGAGUGAGAGCUCAGUGCGGCGCCUUUUGAAGUCAGAGAAACGAGAGAAAAAUGACAUUUUAAACAGCCCGCAAAACACAAGGCUAAAACAGCUUCUUACUCUGUGCAGGAGGAGGGGUUGCUGGGUGGGUGUGUGUCUGUGUGUGUGUGUUCAUUUAAGGAUUCAAUAUAAGGUAUGCUGGGUAAAUGUGCGACUGUUGAGGCUGGAAUUCAUGAAUCAAAUGCAAGAAAAGUGACAAGAUUUGUGGAAAAUAAGCAGGUACUUUUGGUGCAUAAAUGAAUAUGUGGCUUCUUCUUUUCCAUUACCAGAUUUCAAGAAAAAGAUGAGAUGUAUGAAAGAAAAUCAAGUUUUUUUUUGUGCACAUAAAUGCGUAGGUGUUGGUGAAAGCCUGUGUGCCUGUGUGUGUGUAAAUGUGUUGACUUAAGGAUUCACUACAAGGCGCUGUAUGUGAACAUGUGGCUGCAUGGAAUUAGAUAAAUUAAACAAAUGCAUAAGACGAGUGAAACAAGCAGGAUGUUUCUGUGCCUAAACUCGUGUAUGCUCAUCUGAGACUUACUUUGUUUCUACUUUUUGUGGGAUUCAUGAAACAAAUGCAUGAAAAAGCAAAACUGCAAGAGGACAUUUGUGCUCAACUGCUGCAUGUCUCUGUGUUGGAGGACUGGCCUGGUUUCAGGGUUGAAUGAGUGAUUAAGUCCAGAGCAGGGCUGAUCAUUCAUUUUGAAUUUAGACCACUGACAUAAUUCCACCUGCCAAUCAUUCCUGACUUUGCAUGUCAAACCCGUUUUUGUGUUUAGCUCCACAACAGGGUCUUUAUUAGGGGAAUCAAAUGAACGCAAUGAAGUCUCUCACAGUGUUGACUGACCUGCAGUCAGUCGCUACUCAUUUAGCAAGCGCUGGAGUUCAUUUCUUUGACUUAAUUUCAACCACAUGUCUGGGGCAAGUAAAGUGCUGUACCGGUUUUGUGCUGCCAUUGCUUCAUUACAUUGCUGUCAUUAGCUGCACCUGUAUGCUUAGCUUAUUGGAGGCAUCUCAUGUGAUAAUUUAACUAUGACACAAAGAGCGUAUACUGCAGACUUGCAAACUGAGUCAUUGUUCGGCUGCAUUCAUGUAUAAUAUAGUAAGAAUGGAGUAAUAUUAACAAAUACAGGUAUAACAUAAAAAAACCUAAGAACUGAAAGAAUAAACAAGAGUGUGGUACAACAAUUAAAAUAAAAGGAUUCCUUAGUUUGUGUGCUGUACUCUGAUGUUUUUUAACAAGUCACUGACCAAUUUAAGGUGUGCACUGUUAAUAUGUCAGUAUUUGAAAUUAUAUUAGUUACGCAUGUGAAAGAUACAAGAUGUCAGAUGACUCCUGGUAUCCCAUUAGGAUUCAAUAUAUGGUGGUUUUAUGGGAAUAUGUGGAUACUUUAACUCAAAUUUAUCAAGCUAAGUACCACAUAUGGUAAAAGAAAGAUGAAGGCACAGAAAAAGAGUGUGUGUUUCUGUGUAUGUGUACGUUCAUUUAAAGAUUAAAUGUAAGAGUGCUUUUUUUAAUGAAUAUGUGGCCACUUGGUCUCAGUGUCAGAAUGAAACAAAAAUGUAGACACAAGAUAUGUGAAGAGUGAGCAGCAAUUUGUGUGUACAUCAGUGUGAGUCUUCAUAAGAAGUGUUAUGUGGGUAUUGUGGCUGCUGCAAAAAGAGUACAGGAUACAAAUGGAGGAAAAAGUGGAGAGAUUAUUGAGAAAGAAAGAAAGGAUUUGUGUACACACAGAUGUGUUUGGGGUGUAGAGGGUGUUACAUGCAUCUAUUUUGAAUUGUACCUCGAAGACAAAAUUCUGUUUGUACAAAUUUGUGUUUUUCUGUGUGUGAUUGUUCAUUUAGGAGCAUUGUGUGAGGUUUUGUAUGCAUGCAUAAAAAGACACAAGACAGAAAUGACAGAAGAAAGCAGGUACUUGGGGUUUUACAAGUAGUUGCAUGUGCUCAGAUGGAUGUGUGUGUGUUGAGUGUGUUCACUGAUGGAGUGGCUUUUAAUAACAACAAAAAAUAAUAAUAAAAAAUACAAACACUCAGAAAGUGACCGUGAAAUUGCAGCAGGAAGUUUGUGAGAGAAAAAGUGAGUGAGUUUCAAUUAAAGGAUGUAACGAGGAAUCUGGAGAGAAGCUUUCAAUGUUGGAAAUGCAUAAAAAAGAAAAAAUAGUGGACGCAUAAAUUGUUGUGUGUACAUAAAGUAUAUGUGAGUGUGUUUGCAGGCACUGUAAUUCUCUGCUUUUAAUGACUCUAUUCUUCAGAGGGGUCGAGGCGAUCCCCCUAUUUAUGCAACAUGACAGAGAGGUGACAUCACUUAGCAGGAGAGGAGGGACAGACAUGAUGUCACAGCCUCUCCACAUCCACAGGUCUGCACCCCUAGAACCACGGCAACCCUUACCGCCACGGUUACUGACACCUGAGACAGAGCCCCGGGUCAGAUUUACUCCUGACUCAUCGUCACUCGAGCUGACUCGUUUGACUCGGUCGGGGCUCUUUUUUCCUCUUUGGGCUGUUGUGUUUUCAAGUCCUCUUUUCGAUUCAUUUCAGCUCUGUUUGGCUCUUUCAUAUUGUAAUGGCGUCCUUUCAAGCGGGUCUAUGUCCAGUUUGUUUUGCUGUCAGGGGCUCAGAUGGAUGGAGGGGGCUGUAGGUUCAUGCGGAGGUGAGGUUAGAGAAGGCGGAGUGGUCGGACGGCCUCCUGAAGCCUACAUCCAUUGAGGGGACUUCUGACUCACACUGCUGCUGUCGCACUGACGGAGAAGAUUGAGUAUUUGGUGUGAGAGAAAGCUAAUGUGCUCUUAAAUGGGAAAUAGGUUAAUUUCACUGUGUGUGUUUGUGUGACAGUGUGUGCAUAUGUGUGUGUGUGUGUUAUGGGGGGUAAGAGAGUGAGAAAAAAGUGAAGCAGCUGUGUGGAACAGCAUGGAUCGUUACACAGAGACACACAUGAAAGCAUUAAGUAUAUUCAGGAGCCUUCGUUGAAUAUACAUGGAGCCAUGUGCAGCUUUGUAUGUUUGUGUGUGUGUGUGAGUGUGUGAGUAUCCUCUCCCAUGCUCUUGCCUGAACUGAGAGUAGUGAGGACAAAAAAAAGGAAAGAGCACUGGAGAGAGAGAGAGAAAGGGAGAGAGAGAGAGAGAAACAAAGAUCCGUCAUCAGUCAUUCAUGGCUAAUCAGUCUCGUGGGACGUGCACACCACACACACAAACACACACACACACACAUUUACAUUCACACAUUCAUGCACGCUGCUCUGAGGUCCUAAUCCUACUGGGACUGUUGUGCCUCUGUGUGUGCCUGUCUAAAUUUUGCAUCCGUGCUGAUUAGAAGCAAACUCUCCUUCAUUUUCUUUCAGUGCAUAUGUCUCUUUACUUUCACUGUGCCCUCUCUGUCUCUCUCUCUCUCUCUCUCUCUCCUCUCUCUCUCUCUCUCUCCCCUCCGAUUCUUCUUUUCUUCAUCUUUGAUUGCUGCUAAAGUGUCUCUUCUCCAUCUCUCUACUUUUCUCUUUUGUCUCUUUAAUAACCGCCUACUGUCUUUCCCGCUCGUUUUGAUGUGUGUUUUUGUAAUGCUUGGAAGAAUGUGUGCAUGCAUAAUAUAGAGACGUGUUAUGUGUGUGUGUGUGUGAAUCUUGGGAGUGUGUAUUUACUGCUGUCUUGGUGUGUGUGUUAGAGUUUGUAUGACUUGCUUCAUUAAAAUGUCUUAGUAUUUUUCUUGUCUGCUUUAUCUGCGCUUGCAUUUGUUUCAUUUCUGUCUGUUUGCCUUAAACCAAAUAAGCUCUUGCAUGGCUGUUAAUUUUAUUGCCAAAGCUAAAUUAUUAAGAACAUCACUGAAUAUGACUACAAUGGAUUUCACUUCUCAUAUCCAAAGCAACACAUUCAUAUAUGAAGCAUGGGGAGUUGUUACUCUGAUUUUAUAAUUUUUAUGACAUUAUCUUACUGUAAUUUGAUGCUCUUUUAGUGUAAAAAAAACAGACGCUUAGCAGUACUGUAAUGGGUCUUAAAGCAAAUUUUGGGGGUUUCCCUCUUAUCCUGAAGAGAAGCGCAGAAUUUGUUUGCACAGACUUAAACAUGCAACCCUAACAGAUUAUUUUAAACGGACAAUUUAUGCAGUGCAAACCAGCCAAUGAACAAAUACAUGGACAACAGAUGACACUAGUGGCACAUUGAAUCAAACAGCAGCGCUCUGAUAAACAUCAAAAACAGCUUUACACUAUAUGUAGAUUUGUUGAUAAGUUUAUAACACAGCCAAAACAGAAGCAUGGAGGCGUAAUUAUGCCCACACAUCAUGGCUGACCCUGAUGUAGUUACAUACAAACCCCAACUUUUAUCAUCAUUAGCAUGGCGGCCAAAUUUAACCACAGACACUCAGUAUGUGCAUAUUUCUAAACAAACAGGAAGUAUUAAUUAAUUCCUGUUAAUUAAAAUUCAAUAUAUGGGAUUAAAUGAGAAAAUUCACAGCAAGCAGGUGGGCGAGGGUAAUGUUUUAUAUCAUGCUCUUGGUGCAAAUUGGUGCUAUUGAUAGAGCAACAUAUAGCAGGGUUUAUAAAAGCAUAAAGGCUGAAGGAGCAUCAUUUUAAAAGAUAGGAAGAGCAGAGAUGUCCUCACAUCCAUCAGAUUGCAUGUAAAAGCAUUAACAUAAACACAGUCACUCUCAUUAGCCAAUGUCUCGUUUAGUUUGCCUGACGUCCUGUUGUUAAUGUUACACCGAAGCUUCCAAACCUUCCACUGAUAUCAUGUUUUGCUUCCUGAGACUCAAUCUCACCUCGACCCUCAUCCGACAGGGAAAAAUUCAACCAAUAAGGGAGAUGAGGAAUCAGGCCACUUUGAGAAACUUGGGUCAGAGCUCCUGAAUUAAAAAAAAAACUGUUCAGGUGUGUUUGCGUUUAUGUUUAGCAUUCAUACAUAGAGUGAAGGUUUUAUUUUGAAGUGCAAAAACACUCUCCUGAGCUUUAGGAGGAUAAUCAAUUACUUCUGUGUCUGAAUGUAAUGCCAAAUUAUUACACACUCUUGUUCACAAUUUCAAUUCCAUCAAACUUCCCAUAAUUUUUCUUAAAUCACAGCCUGUCUUUUAAAAUAAUGUGGUAUUCUUUCAGCUGUUUUUGUUUUUAGCUGAUUUGAUCUUAUUCCCUUUUCUUAACCAAUGGUAAAACUAAAAUGAUAAAAUGGGACCAAACUAAAUGCUUCUUUCUUGAUUGCUCCAUCCAAAAUUCAAUCACUUUGUCAGGUGAAAACACAAAAAACUUGCCAGUUUCAGUUCCUCAAAUGGGAAAUAUGAAGCCUCUGUCGUUUUUUUUAUAUUAUUGACAAUAGAAAAUCUUUUCAGUGUCAGUUUGAAAAGCACUAAAUCUGAAAACAUCACCUCAGGGCUUUGGAAAUUUUGAGGAGCAGCUUUGCGCUUCUUUUUUUGUUGUUUCAUUUUUAAAUCAUUAACUAAAUAAUUAAGAAUACAACAAGAAGAUUUAUAGAGAAAAAUAAUUGCUUGAUGCAGCUCUAAUAUCCUUAUUCCUCUCCUCCAUGAGCCAGUUCUAUUUGGAUUAUUUCCCUUUCCUCUCCUCUCUCCCUCCUCUUUAUUUCCUCUCUGUGGAUCUCUCCAAUAAUCUUUUAUUCCUGUGUAAAUAUUACAGCAAUGAGGGAAUAUAAAGAAUGGAAAAGCCAUGCUGAAAUAAGGUCACACUGGGUUAUUCUCACCUGCUUUCUCUCUCUUUAUAUACAUCUCUCUCUCUCCCUCCCUCUCCCUCUCUCCUCCUCCUCUGCUGGCUCUCUCGUGUUCGCUGUCUGCUGAUCCCGCUAUUCUCUCUUGUCUCACACACACAUACACACACACACACAGGCACACGCUGACUGUCUGACGCCCACACACACACACACACACUUACUGUACAUACACACACACAUUUCCACACGCUGACACCUGCAUGUCGAGCCGUUGAGGGUCUAAUUUAAGUAAAGUGCUUCUCUAGGAACCACAACCCCUCAGCUCACGAUGAUGGAGGGUGAUACACAGCGGCGUGGUUCAACACACACACACAUUGACACAGUUAUACAUAGACGCACACACACAUCCUGCUCCAGUCAUACAGAGAUGUGUUUCUACGCUGUGUGGGAUUGAAGGAAGCGCUGUGGAUGGCUUCUACAACACACACUGUGGUUGGAAAUUUACUUUUCCCAGCUGAGAGGGUUGCUAGUAAGAUUCAGUGUCUUGCUCAAGGACACUCCAGCAGGUUGCAUGCUUGAUAUGGAUACAGCUAAACAUGGGUCUGCUGCUGGAUGUUGUUCUCUGUGCAGUAACCGCCCUGCUGCUUCGCUACUGCUGCGUAGGUGUGUUUGUUUCCACUGGAGUUUGAGCUAACUUUAGCUGAAGCUGCAGCGCUGCUCCAAAUCUGAGGCCAGAUCUGAAACCUUCACGGAAAUAAAUAGCGUGAGGGGUUUCAGUUUUGAAAAAUGAAUUCCUUUAUAAAAAUGAGUCAAAUUAAGCCAUAAUAAGUAUAUACUGCCUGGUUUAUGUCAUUUGUAUUAGUAAGAAAGUAGAAAAACAAAUUUUUUGAAAGCUAACUUUAAGAUGACUAAAAUAUGUAAAAUGUCUGUAGUUGAAAACACUUUUGAAACAUGAUAAUGCCAGUUAUUAAAAAAACAGUCAAAACUGGCUUUGUCUCCUAAGCAUGAGGUGUUCACUCACUGCUAUUUCAAAUUCUCAUCUCAUCUCUUGUAAAGAAGGGAAAUACAGUAUUUCUGAGUUCAAGUGAGGAUGAAUUAGAUCUGUUGAGAGCCAUUUUCACUUAUCACUGUCUGUCAGACACUGAAGUCUAUUCAAUUUAGUCUCUUCUAUAUAAAACACUGAUGCAGUUGUCCCCAAUACCCCCACCUGCCAGUCAACACAGGCAUGCCUCAUAGAAUUUUAAAAUUAAGUGUAAAUCCUAGCCUUUGAAUUGUCUCAGCAGCUGGAAUAUAAAUUAACAACCACACACUGUAUCAAUUAGGGGUGGGAGAAAAAAAUCGAUACAGCAUAGUAUUGCGAUAUUUUGUCUGGUGAUAUAUCGUAUCGUCUCAUUUACCAAGUAUGGAUUUUUUUUAAAUUUAUUGCUUAUGUAAAGUCAAAUAUGAAAAUGGACAAAUAAAAUCAACUGUUUGACCAGUGAGGUUGGCAGAGUUGACAUCAUAAAGCAGUUAGUACAACAAAUAUAUAUAAGGUUUGCAAGAUUUGUUACACGAGAAUGAAAUACAGUGUAAAUAAGACAAACAUAAAGGAAAGCCAAAUGCAAAAUUAGCUAAACAGUUAAAAAAAUGUAUGAAUUGCAAGAUAUUGUAUCGCAAUACUCACUGUAUUGCAAAAUAUUGUAUCGUGGCCCAAGUAUCGUGAUAAUAUCGUACCGUGGCCCGAGUAUCGUUAUAAUAUCAUCACGUUUGGGCCACUAGUGAACAACUGAGAACAAUUUUUGUACCAGGAUGCAAAUAUUUGCUUUGUAAAAUUGAGCAUAGGACCAAAUUUUUUAGCUUUCGUAGCCCACCACAAGUGGACAAGUGAGAAACUGCAGUUUUCUGCACUUAGGCGAUUUCUAGCAUCACAGAUCUGCUGCUUGGUCAUCAAUUUUUACAACACUCUGAGAUAAUUUACAUUCAUAGCCAGAGAAAAACUGUAUAUACCUGUGCAGUCUUGUAUUGUUCUGCAGGGAAUAUUACAACUGCUGUCUUCCGAUCACUAAACCUUCUUGUUCACAUCACGCAGCACAUUAAUGGCCUCAAAUAGGCUUUCUUUUGUGAAAACAGAUUGAAAUGAUGUCUUUGAGUAAACUUGAUUCCCUGUACGACAAUGAAAUGAUUAUGAAAAAUACCCCUAAAAUCGCCCAUUUUGUCCCCCUUGCAGCACUAUAAUAAAUCUGAAAAUUAUGAAUCAAACUUGUGUUUGUUGACAAUAUUUAAAUACAAUGACAGUCAAAUCAUUGAAAACUGGUUUACAUUAAGUCAUAGUGAAGAUUUUAUAGGGUUCUACCAGUUUUCAAUAUUGACACACCUUUAGUGAUCACUGACUCCACAAAUUUUCCACCUUUAUCAUAGAGACUACGUUUUCUACCACUUUACAGGCACAGAAAACAAACUAUGAGAAUAACGCUAAUGUAUCAUCAGUUUGUAUGUUGUAGUUGCUGUAACACGAUACAAAGUAAAUUAAAAAAAGCAGCCAAGCACAAGCCAAAACAAAGACUGCAACUUCAUUCCGUUUUGUGUGUGCCCAUAGACUGUAUAUAAGAUAUCUUAUAUAUCUUAUAUAUAAUAUCUUAUAUACAGUCUAUGUGUGUGCCACACAAACAAACUCAUGUACGGCCCCAGUUCAGAGUUCCCAAAAAUCCGUGCCUGUUUCCCCAAAGUGCCACAAUUCAGUCCAAUCCAGUUCAUCAACAGAAAAAACACACAGCUCAACAGAUCCGCUCCGGGUUUUACCUUGGACCACACAGCAAAACCAAGAAACGCUUUCUGUAAUACUAGGUUACUGAUGAACAACAAUCAAACCGCGAACACAGAGAGUCUGUACUCACGGUACCGGGGUUCCCUCAGUCAGACAGGUCUGCAGCGACGACUUUUGCUCCUCUGAGGCCGGUAAACUCUGUCGAGAUACACUCCGUUGAGUCAAUAUCUCCCGACUCGGUGAUAUUGGCAACACACUCCUCACCGGACCGUUCCUCCUCCUGAUACCGGAAGUUAUGCUCCAGAUCUUUAAUGCGCGAGCACAAACAGGUGAGCAAAGUUACGCCUGUAGUUGCUGUUCUUUGGACUGCUGCAGAUUGGUGGCUCUGAGAUCUGUUUGUUGUUUUUUUUCACCAGAGGUUGGGUUCAGAUUUCGCGGUUUUUUUGAAAGUUGUGAUUGGAUUAUUAGAUAUUUGUGGGCGUGCCCUGUGGUUAACAUGAACAGCGGGCCUGCUGGAAAGGGGGCGGGGAAAACGGACGCUGGUCGUUCACCUGUUAGGACUUAAUACACCCAUUGAGGAGGCCUAAACUUCAUGUAAGCAAAGCCCUUUAAGCGCCUGAGGUUGUGAAACUGAAUAAUUUUUGGCCAGAGAACAAUGAGGAGUAUAUUUCUGCUUCCCUAUGUGUGUUGCCAAAUACGGAAGAAGCUGCUACCAGCUGGAUUAACACAACGCAGCCUAAUAAUGAUUUCUAAAUAUUUGCUGUGAGUAAGUCUCAUGUUCAGUUUCUGUUACUUUAUUUAAUAGACUGCAUUGAAGAUAAAUGUUCUCCUAUCGAUGCCACUUCUCAGAAGAAGGGUCAGCCUAUAGCCAAUGAGACCAUUUACUUUAUAUCAGACUGUAUGUGUUUAUUUCUACUGUGAUGUUGGCAAUGUCAUGAAGUCUAAUCUGAAUUCUUUGGCUUUUAAAGCUGUCUUUAAGUGGACACCCUGGGAAGUGCAGUUUUUUUACACUCCCACAUAACACUCAACGCAGUUUUCUUUGUGAAAUUUGUGAAAGUCGAUGUAUGUUUGUAAGCUGGCUCUGUGCUUAACAGUGUCAUGGCGUCACUUUUCAGUGGUUAUGAGAAGAAAUGCGGUGAAAAUAUAAGAACCACAGUCGUUGCAUGUCAAGCUGGACGUCCAGAUCUGUUUUUAUUUCUUGGUUUCUGUCAUGAGGAUUAUGUUUGGCUCAUUAACUGCUGAAUCUGAAAAAUAUUAUCAAUGUAGUGUAAGGUGUAAUAUGGUAUCAAAAAGCAGUAUAUGUAGAUAAGUGUUGAUUGUGUAAGUCAUGUAGAAUUACAUGUGUACCUGGUUAGUUUGUAUGUAACUUCUUGGUUGCUGUUACUCUCACAAAUGUAAGCCAUGCGCACACACACAUCACGCAAAAAUGAAGUUUGGCCUUUACUGCAGGCUUUCCUGAAAUAUCAGCCACCUUAUGCUUUUAAUUAGCCUGACUGUGUGUGUGUGUGUGUGUGUGUGUGUGUGUGUGUGUGUGUGUGUGUGUGUGUGUGUGUGUGUGUGUGUGUGUGUGUGAUUCUGACCCAGGCAGCAGCACCGCUCUUGUAUGACCUCGUUUCCCCAAAUUCCUCCUGUUUUCUUAAGUAAAACAUGGAAAAACUUACUCCGACAACCACCAGCCCCCCUCCCUCCUUCCUGCUUCCUAAGAAUCCUGCAUGUGCUGUGAGUUUUGGCUCUCCGUGACCAAAUAUGGUCCUUCCUGCUGAUGUGGGUGUGCAUGUGGGUGGGUGUGUCAGGUCCAAAAAGUCUGUGGUCAAGUACAGGAACUUUUUCCUUUUCACUUACAGUUUACUGCUGGGGCAAGUUCUAGUCCACUGAUGGGAAAUAACAAGAUUUAUUUUUUUAUUUUAAGACUCGGCUGACACGAGGUGCAAUGUUGCACAUUUUCUUCCCUGUCCUUUUUUUGUAAUGCAUUUGCUGUCUUUGCAGAUAGCGUGCAUUUUAACAUCCUUCCAGGCUUUUGAUGGUAUAAACGCACAAGUGUAGGUGCAGUAAGAUUGGCAUGUAACUCCAGUAGCUUUGUGCAUGCAGAGAGAUGGUAGUAGAGCGUGUGUGUGUGUGUGUGUGUGUGUGUGUGUGUGUGUGUGUGUGUGUGGAUGGUGGGGCUCUGGUCCGCAGCUUGGGAGUCAGGCUUUGAGCUGUGCUGUUCAUAGUCUGCUGAUUUAUGCGGCUCACAGGGAAAUCUCUCAUUUGUAGCUCUUUCAUCUCAUUUUUCCCCUCCACUCUUUCUCUCUCUCCUUCUCUGUCCUCUCUCUCUCUUCUUCCCGCCGUAAUGUGAUUCAGUGCAGCCGCUCAUCCCAGGCGACAUGCCAUGCUUUGCUCGCACACCCUGCUCUCUCUAACAUGAAUGAGUCAAUUGAUGAAUAAUAAGAUAGAGCAGAAGGAAAAUGCUAUCUGGAUCUAGUCGAGCAAAAGGACUCCUUUUCUCCCCCUGAACGUUUUCUUUGUAAGCACCGCUCGGCCGCUUACUCACACUUUCAAUGUGUUUGUGUCCCCAGUGCCAUAAUGCUUUUACGGACCUUUGUGUGCAUCUGUGUGUGUGUGUGAGUGUUUAUAUGUGUGUGUCUGAGCGCCUUCCACCACCGCCUUGUUUGAGUAGCCCUGUCACUUGUGCAAUUCAGUGGUGUCAAAACAGAUCAGAAAGGUCUGGCUUGACUCCUGCCCCUACACACACACACACACACUUUCUCUCUCUCUCUCUCUCUCACACACACACACACACACACACACACACACACAGGAGUACACACAUAAGUAUACGCACUCCCUCUCUCUCUCAAACACACACAUGCACGCACACACUCACACACACACACUCAAUGAGACACACAGAUUGAAGGCUCGGUGCCAGGGCCCUUGGUGGUUGGAGGCUUAUGAAAGGGUCGGACUGACGAGAGGUUGCCAAGUGUACGGCAAUAAGCGUAACAGCCAAGCUAACGAGAGUCAGAACCUCUGACACACACUCACACACACACGCAGGCACACACACUUACACACCCACAUGCACGCAGACACACUCCGAGAUUGCACUGUCAGGCUCUCUCAGUAGUCACCAGCAGCAGCAGAGUCCUGAAAAGAGAAAAUUUGUGUGUGUGUGUUUGUGUGUGUGUGGCUAAGUUCAGUAUAUCAGUGUGUGGACAGAGGCUUUUGUUAAUUGGCAAAUGUGACAAUGGAACACGAGAGCAUAUUGAUCUUCAAUCGGAUGCAGAUCGAUUGAACUCGUCAUCCUUCUAGGUGUGUGUGUGUGUGUGUAUGGGUGUGUGUAUGUGUGUGUGUCUAUGUUUGAAUUAAUCAGUAGUCCAUUCAGAGAACUGCAGCAAACAAUAUCACACCGUUAGAAUUUUUUGAUCCCAUUGCUUUCUCAUUUUAAUCUCAUUUCUACUGUAUCCCUCCUCGCCCUCCCUUUCUUUCCUUCUUCCUCCUCCCUUUCUUCCUCCCCUUCCUCCUCCCUUUCUCUCUUCAGGGCAGUGAAAAACCUUGGGGAGGAUCUGGCCUCUUAUCUGUGUCUCUGUUUCUUUUCACUUUAGAUUUCUGCCGAGAAUGAACUCACAAACCUGGAGAUUUUUACAGACACGUUUUCUGACACCCUUGCUCGCACUCUACAUACUAUUAACAGACAAGUUCAGAGCUGUUGUGAUCCAAGAAUAAUAAGAUUACCUUGAUUUUCUACUCCUUUUUUUUUAAACCUGUAUAAACAUCUGCACUACACUUCUGAAAAUUUCUAAAAGAUUUUCUGGUUGUGAAGGUAACAGCUGACUCUACCUGAUUUUUUCUUCCUGCUGGCAAGAAGAAAAAUGUCCCUAAGUUGUUUUGCUGAGUCGAUGUGUGAGCAGUGAGCGCAGCAGAUAAAAGUUCAGAAAGUGAACAGUGGUGAUGACAAUUGUUGCUUAAUUCCUGUUUUUUUCCCCACUCUUUCUACAACUGUGAAUGGGUCCAAUAAUACACAAAGGCAAUACCUUGUCAACAUCACACCCUGACCAUUUCAGUAUCCUGUGAACAUUGCACAAAAAAGUCAGAUGUGUGAAACAUGACGAAUCUCAAAACAUGUAGCACUUCUUGUAAAAUUUAGGCUAACUGAAAUCAUUUUUAACCUUAAAUAUUCCUCCUCUUUCAUAGGUUUUGUUUCAAUCAUCCCUUAAAGCUGCAAAAGUUUGACAGUUUUCCCUGUUAAAAGCUCCACUCUGUGAAGAAUUCCACAUUUUUAUGCCUUUUUUGGGAUAUUCCUGCCGCUUUGACUGUGAAACAUCUCUGUAAAAUGGCGUCUCAGAAGCUCCGGCUGUUAAAAGUCUGAAGCGCUGACACCAAAUCCUGACGUUUAUACUGUUGAGUCUCCAGAUUUGCUGCUAUCAAACUCUCUCUCUGGAAACACGACGACAUCCCUAAAUGUAUGUUUGGCCCCGUUAUCCAUGAGAAUACCAAAAAUAUGCCAAGUAGCGAAACCUGCCCAGAAAAGCAAGGCACGUUUCCAGUGCUUGCUUUCUUUUUUAAAAAAAAAGAGUGUUUAAGUGUUUUUGAGUGGAUUUCCCCCACAGCAAAUCACAUUACAGUCAAUCAUGAAUAAACUAAAGCAGAUUUCACUCACUGUAAGUACAGCUGACUGUAUUAGCGUGAAUAGAAAGUCAUAAUUUGGAUUUUUAUUACCUUGGAUUGUCAACAUUGGAGGAUUCGCUGCCUGUGUGUUGACACACUUUUCCAAGUCCUGAUGCCAACUGGGAAAAAAUGGGAGGCAUACGAGCACAUUUUCUACUUUAAUUACCACUAUGGAGACUGAAUGGGGCUGUUGUCUCAGACAGCAGCCUGUAUUGAUGGUAAAUAACAUAUGCAUAUGUAGAAAUAAGCUGCAUAAUCAUGAAGUCAGCUGGGUCAGGGGUGAAUUUUUGACAACCAUAAUGCAGAAAAUCAAACUCACUGAUGAGUCGAGUCAGUUUGUUGUUUGUUUGUUUUCUCUUUCCUUUGAUUCAUCUCAUGAAAUGUUGGUAAUUUGUGUGUUUGCAUUCAUCGUUUCUGUGUCUAAGGAUGUAACAGCGACAGAUGGAAAGGGAAUGUGUGGAGCGGGAUAAAACAAAGGCGGAAAUAGAGGGCAGGAAAAGAAGACAAGGAGGAAAAACUACAAAAAAAUUCAGGGACAGAAAUAAGGUUUACGUUAGCAGCUGGCCUCUCUGAGAUGGUUUUCCAUAUCAGCCGGCCAGAGGGAGCGGACAAAUAUGAUUUUCUCUUCGAAUCGCCAACAGAAAACAGACAGCGAGGGGCGGGAGAGGAGGUGACAGGAAAGAGGAGGAAAGGAAAGGAAUUUCUAAAUGGAAAAAAGAUGGGGAAAUUGGGGGGAAGGGUGGAGAUUUAAGAACAGCUGUGGGACAAAAAUCGACGAGGAAUUCAAAGCAUUUAUAUCUUUAACUGGCUUAUCAAUAUCACUUUUGUUUGAAAUCAGUGUAACUAAUUUUCUAGAUGUCUUCUUCAAUAGGAGUCAACUUUUACAGCCUGUUUGAGACACUUUAAGAUGCUGGAGUAAUUUGAAAAAUGCAUGGCUGCUCAGCUGAAAAUGGCUUUUUUUUUUCUAUUGUCUGGUACAGUGAGCUCAGUGUGUGUGUGCGUGCAUGUGUGUGUGUGUGUGUUUCAGACUUGAUGUGUGUGAGAGUCUGCACUGCCAGGGGGGCUUGUGAAACCAGCCUGAGUCGUGUAUGAGCUGUGUUUUAUUAUGACUGGCUGAAAGGCCACUGAUCCAACGUCGAACAAGAGGAGAGGAUUUAGAGUAAAAAAAGAAGAAGGAGUACUGUAAAAAUAUCCUGUCUGAGAAAUAGAGGGAGUGAGAGAAAGACGGAUAAAAAGAGGGAAAAUAAAUGUCUAGAAGGGAACGUUCUGGACGAUCUUUUUUUUUUUUUUUACUUCCUCGAAAUUUAUUAUGACUGCCGAGAGUGAAAAUAUCAGAGGCAGAAGAUUGAGAGAUCUCUUCUUUUUGAUGCUUUAGAUCCAGCUGUAUAAACACACAUGCACGCGCACACACACACACAGAGUUUUGUGAUCCAUCUUUUAAUACCCCCCCGCCCCACGCUUCAUCUUAUUCUCUUGUGUGUGUGUGUGUGCGUGUAUGUGUGUAUGUGUGUGACAGAUUGGCAGGCAGUUGAAGGUCCUUGUGGUUGUGGUUGUUAGGGCGUCGGGUCGUGGUUGAAAUAAGGGUAACGCACAUGUGUGUAUUUGUGUGUGUGUAUUUGUCUGUGUGUGUGUGUGUGUGUGUGAGUCAAAUACAGACUAUUGUGGUUGUGGUAAUUGUCUCUGAUGCGAGGCGGCAUUUAUGGGGAACGAGUCAACCCACCACCUCUUUCUCUCUCUUUUUCUCUCUCCGUCUCUCUCUCUCCCUCCAUCCAGUGACUAAUUACCUGGCUCCCCGUGGAUUUGUUUCCUCCUUCCCCUACAACUGUUCGGGUUGUUCUGCUAAAUGAGAGCACGCUGAUAAGUGGAGAAACGUUCAAGCAGAGCCAAACUGAAGCGUGUGUGUGUGUGCUCACAGGAUGACACCGAACAUCUUAGUUAAAGAGAUGGAACUACGCUUUCAUUCGUGGUUCCUUAUUGUAUCCCGGUGUAAUGUUUGUGGAUGGUUUGGUGGUUAAAAAAAAACAUAAGGGCGUGAGAAGUUUAAAAAAAGUGCUGAAAGUCAGGAAAAGAUGCUGUGUAUUCUAACAGCCCCGAACUCUCUCUCUCUCUGUCUUGCAUCUUUAAGAGGACAUUUUUCUCCUUUCCCUUUUUACUCCAAAUCCUUAAUUCUUAUUUAAGUGGCCUUUCAGCCAGUCAUAAUAAACACAGCUCAUAAAAAACACAAGCUCUCAGGAAGAAAACGUUCUCCUCGUGAAAAAGUGAGCAAUUAAUUUGGUCAUCUUUGGCACAUCAUAUCACUAACCCGAGCCUGAGUUUGAAGGCUUUGUAAAGUCCUCAUGGCAGCAUUCAUUCUGCCUUCAUUAUAUUUAUCAUGAUACUAAACAAGGAGGUAUGAUAGUAAUGCCACAGAGUCAUCUACCUGGAGCAGACGCAUAAGUUUCUCAACGGCUUUAAGACCAUGCAGGUCCAGAUAUUUAUUCAUUCUGGCUUGAUCGUGCUUUAUGUUUGACACAAUAGCUGAAUUCUUGCGCUGAUGUAGAGGAGGCAUUGGUUUCAGCGCUGUUUUGUGUCACAUUUUGAAGAUGAAUAUGUCCAGGGCCUUGUGGUUUUUCUCAGUGAAGUGUUUGCAAACAACAAUUGACACAUGCAUCGAGGCUGAAAAAGAAACCGUAGACAUUGUCAAGGAUAUCGAGCAGAUGUACACACGGAGAGUUUUGAAAUAAGACAGUUCAAACUAAAAAAAAGUGAAGUGAGCAGAUAGCUGUUAUGUUGUCCAGAUUUGGCGUCUCUGACUUCUUCUUCUGUGGUGUUGCUUGCAUAUUUUCACUUCAUUCCACCUCCCACACAAAAGCGCAGUGACACCCCUAACCUCCAGCCUCUGUCUCCCUCAGGUGCUUCCUUCAUGGGUUCCUUCCUGGCCAGCAGUCUGGGGUCCCCGCCCUCCCACCCUUCUCACCCCUCGGGACCUGCUGCCUCCCCUUCUUCCCCCUCCUACAGGGCUGGACCCCAUUCGAGGGCUUCCCCUAUCUGGUUCCCCCAUUCACAUGAAGGUAAGACACACACACAGACAGACACACACACACACACACAUGCAGGAUGCACCGCCGAGUGCUCGGGUCUCUGGUUAAUCCAGGGUCUUGGUUUGGGAUUAGAUCGAGAUGGAGCCAUUAAGUGGUUUAACCAACGCUGAGCUGAGGCCAAACACACGCAGCAGUGAUGCCUCAGAUGAUGCUACUUAUAGAAACACACCCACACACACUCAACACACACGUCUGCAUGUGUACGUAUGUGUGUGUCAGCAAGCAUGUGGCUUUGUUUUUGUGGUUGUUUUCUUUUUCAGACCUCAAGAAGUGCAUUGCUUUUUAAAACAGGUGCAGGACAAAAACCUACCGCUUCCUUUUCCUCUCACCUAACCUGUAAACGCACAAACACACACAGACACACACACAAGCACCAUUAUGCAGGGGAAAAAAACAAAACAACAAACUCUAGUAAUGCAACAACCCACUCCGGCAUCUGUGAAUCUCUACCCCUCCACUCACUCACUCAUCUCAGACGCCGACUCUCUUUCAGAGAGAGUUUUAAGUUUCAUGAGCUCCUGCACUCCCCCUUUAUACACACAAUACAAACACACACACACACACACACACACACACUCACAUGUACACAUAUGGGAGCACAGACUGAAACUUACCCCCAUUUCCACCAUCCUCUCCCUCUUCACAGCCCCCACCCCCUCUGACCGCAGCCCCACCCUCAGGGCCCCUUCUGGGCUAACCGACCUCCAACGGCCCCCUUCCUGAUCAGACACACACACGCACACAAAAAUGUGCGCAUCCACACGCAUCAUGUCCUCUUUCGACUGUUAACCGUUUGUGGUCAGAAAAUGAGCUUAACUUAGUUAUCUGUCCCUUUCAGGUAGGUGUGUGCUCAGAAUUGCACGUGCAUGUGUGCGUUUUGUGUCUGUGUGCGUGUGCAGAAGAGGAUUUCUCGUCUGACAGCAAGACGGGUCUAUAGAGAUAACCCCCGAAAAGACAGAAACAGCUUCCGCCACAGGCUGUAUUUCUCAACUAACUGAAAACGGUCAGAAACAGAAUUUCACGUCUCACCAGUUUUUCACAAAAUGUGAGACAAAAUCACACGUGAGACUGUUGUGUCGAAGGAAUGAGACGGAAACAAGCCAGACUUCUUGUGUACAUUGAUAACAGACAUAAUAAUAUUUCCAUGUGAUGCAGUGUGAUGUAGCGUCUCACUCUAGGUCGAGCUGUCACACUCAAUAUAAGCACAGCUGUGAUUUGGUAAUAGGUAUAAGGUAAAGCUGUGCUUAUGUUUACUGCAACAACACAACCAGAAGUGUGAUAUUGUAACAGCAUAUAGAAGGUUUUUUUGUUUGUAAGGUGUUUUGUAGUCUUUAUGUGUUAAGACAGCUUGAAAGAUGCAGGAUGUGUGGGGACAGGAUGGAGGAUGACACACAUCAACCCUGUAUGUACUGUUAAAUGAUCCUAUAACCAGUGUGUGAUUUAAGCUUUCAUACAUGAGGCACCUUCUCUACCUACUGAGCCAAACUGAAGCCCCCAGCAUACAGACGUUAACAUCUAUAAGCAACAACAGAUUAUCAUUCAUCAUUCAUUCAAUUAUUCGUAGACCAACAACUUCUUGUCAUGUGCAUAAACCUGUAUACUGUGAACACAGUAGAGGCACCUGAGGCAGUGUGAUACAUUUAGUGGCUGUUGUUAUUGUUGUACAGUGCUAUUUAGAGUAGGGCUGGGCGAUAAACCGAAAAUUUACCAAUACCGAAAUUUGCAACAAUAACCGGCAUCAUUUUGCCCAUGUCAAUAUAUACGAUGUCAAAAAAAUAAAUAAAUAAAUAAAAGUUGGUUUUGGAUGUGUGUAGUUAGGCUAUGGUCUCAUGUCCCUUUAAGACACUGUCCUACGUCAGAGACAUGACUCCACCCCAUCCAGUCCGUAAAAAAAAAGGAAACACAGGUGAGUAGUUGUAGCGGCAGCUGAAGUAGACGAAGUUAAUGUGUGAGGAGGUGAGCAGCUUGUGGAGCAGUUAUCGUCAAUUUAUCAUGAUCGAUGUGAACUGCUCAAUAUAUCGUGUUAUUGAUUUGAGACCAAAUCACCCAUCCCUAGUAUAGAGGGUGACCGAUUUCAGUUUUUCAAAGGCCAAUGCUGAAACAGUUUACGUGAGAGCAGGUUGGAUGAUAUAUCAAUGUUGUACUUGUUGAUUUUAUGACAAAAAACAACAAAUCAUUGAUACUAAAAAAUGAGAAACAAAAUAGAUAGACUACAGUGACUUCUUUUGUCAAAGAAAUGUAGUCAGAAAAACUUUUCCUCAGUAGAGGGACUUUGGAGAAAGGAAACAGUUAUAUGGUAAAUAUUUGGGUAUGAAUUAAAAAAGAAAGUCAUGUUUGAAUUUGAUAUGCUGUCAUUGGUGAUGGGGAAAUUGUGUUUUUAUUUGAGGAAAUAAACUGGUGAUCAUGAGGGCUGAUACAGAUAUGAUGCUGAUUAUGUCAAGUUAUAAAUCAAUCUAUCACUACUGCUGUUGAUAGUGCUCCCAUCCAAUCUCAGUAUUGUGUCAAAUCAGUGACUGUUUAUUGAAAGGACUCUGCACCGCCACGCUGUUCUGAAUUGUGAAGCCAAAAUACCAAAGUCCACAGGAGCUCACAAAACCAAAGCAUACUGAAAAUGCGGAGCUUUAACACGUCGUCACAGAGAAACGACAUGUGUUAUCAAUAGAUUAAUUAAUAAUUCACAGUUCAUAGCGACUUUCAGCAUCCUGCCGGUGUGGGACGUGACAUGAACACUUAUGUGAAGCAUGUUUCUGCUACAACAGAAAAAAAAGAUGCUAACUGUGCAGCACGGGCUCUAUAGUCUAACUUGCAACCCCUGGGCUUGAUGCUUUUUUAAAUAUAUUUUCAGUUCUGAAGUUCUGAGCUGUAAAAUUGUUAGUGCUCUAAACAAAAACUGACCUUUUUUACCCAAAAGCAAAUAAUAUUGAGUACAACCUUGUCUAAAGAGGCUGCUGUUAAUGAGACAGGUUUUUAAGUUUUAAUUCUUUUAGUUUAAACCUAUCAUGACUUGUUUAUGAAGAGGACACAUCUGAAUUCAACUUGUACCUCUUACUUGUGUAGUGAAGACACUUCUACUCCACAGGCUAAAUUUGUGAAUUAAGCUCAUAACACAUUCUUACGAGGGAAAUCUCUUCUGAUGCAGCUUUAAAGCUUGAAAGGAGACACGAGUUUUGUUUGUACAACUGCCUCAUUUACAGCUCAUCCGGCGAUAAAUAGCAACAGUUAAGCCCUGAAAAUGAGCACUAAUGUCGCCCGAAGUGACUGCCUUAAAUCAGAUUCAUAGAAGGAGUCGAGGGCAGGGCUUCAAUGUGAGAACGAGAAUGAGCAGCAUCAGGGAAAAAGGGAGCAAGACUGUGUGUGUGCGGAGGGAGAGUGUGUGUCUAUCAGACAGAUUUUGCAUCUGUGUGGCUAAGCUUUGAUGUCUGAACACACUCAAACACACACACAAAUAUAUACACUCACACGCACGCACACGCGCACGCACUACAAAUGAUUGUUUUUAAGAAUUCAAGCCAGGGAGCUCCAGUAGGCGGUCUGCCAGCUGGCUACGGUCCAGAGAGUGGAGCGUAGCCAGCAACAGAGAGAAGAAAACCUGGCUGACACACACACACACACACACACACACACACACACACACACACACACACACACACACAUUGUCACAGAUGAGACAUAUUCACGAGGAAAUGCACAGUUGUUUGAGAAGCAGCACAUAUUCCCCCGUGCACACAGUCUUCUUUCUUUUCCUCUUUCCCACUAUGUCUUUCUCACUCUUUCUCACACACCCCUAUCCCAUCACUCUCGCUCAGUCUCCCUUGUCCGCACCUGUCCUUGUUUUUUGUCCCCCCCAUGUGCUCUCACUCUUCUCCUUACCUCCCUCUUUCCUCUUUCCUCUCAUCUCAUCCAUCUCAAAGCUCUCCACUUCCCUUUCACUUCCUCCUUCAUCUUCAAUCCCUCCUCCAUCCCUCCCCUCUCCCUCCCUCCCUCAGACACACACACUCACUCUGCAACACAAACUCCCCUCUCCCCUCACCAUACGCCUCUUAGCAGCACCAGAUUGGGGGCUUUUCAUAUUGACAGCCCUAUUCCUCUGUUGUCCCCUUUACUUCUGUCUUUACAUCGUUUGUUCAAUCACUGACCUCCUUUACCUCUUUUUCCCUUCCUUCUCUCCUUUCCAUUUUCACCAUGUCCCACUGUCGUCUUUGUUCCCCUCUCCUCCCCCCUCUCCUCCCCUAUGAGUUUUAUCACUCAUCAUUACCCAGGGGAUUGGCUUUAGAUGGCUGAUAGAGCCUUUUGGCUAAUUGUCGCCAUUUAGAUUCACUGGUUGUUAACCAGUCAGAGUAAUCACAUGCACACACACACACACUCACACUCACAGGAGUGUGCAAAUUCUGCAUUUACAUUGCAGCAUGCACACACUGAGUCUCAUGCACACACACAUGCUGGGAGCAGUGAGGGGGUGUUGGUGGUUUUGCAGUGCGACUGUGGAAUGCGUAGGAUGAGUUUUUAUGGAGUGCUGUUUACUUUGGCCACCACCGUUAAACUUUUAACGGCUGCCAAUUAACGGGCCGGCAAGGACACUCUGUGGGGCAUGAAACCAGCUGCUGGUUACACACACACACACACACACACACAAAAUCCAAGCCUUUUGGCCCCUUAAUGUGGACUUGUGUGCCUCCUAUGUUGUGUCUUUGCAGAAAUAAUUGUGUGUACAUCUGUGAUGGUUUUGCUGAGCCCCCCCCCCAUAACACCCCCUCUCAACCACCACACACACAUACACACACACUGACCCUCACCCAUCUCUACAUCAAUCCGCCCCCUUCAACACAACCACCAAAACCUCCUCUAUCCCACGGUGCAGUUCAAUGUCCUUGAAGACAAGGAACAGAGUGGAACAACCAUUCACCUCCCCGUGACCUCCUGGGAGGACUGUAUGUGUGUGUGUGUGUGUGUGUGUGUGUGUGUGUGUGUGUGUGUGUGUGUGUGUGUGUGUGUGUGUGUGUGUGUGUGUGUGUGUGUGUGUGUGUGUGUGUGUUUUGAGAAGGGGGGUUGCGAUGCUUCACACUAUUUGUCUUGGGUUUGGGAAAAUGUGUUUAGUAGAAGAGCAAAUUCCAUCAGGUUAAAAGCUGCAAACACUUGGCAGUAGCUGUCGGCUGUGGUUUUUGUCACCACUUUGUCCACUGUAAAUAAUGUCAACUCAUGUGGCGUGUUUUUGCAAAAAGCGCAUUUAUGGCGAAAGUAGCACAAACUGGCCAUAUUUUCUCUCUGUUUUCCUAAAAUGGCCCCGUUUCAUGAUAGAUCGUCGAGAUAAACUGUUUGUUUAGAGGGCUGCUGAAUGUCAGCGCUGCGGAGAAACAUCAAUUCUUCCUCUCUCUCCCUCCCUCUGACAGGGUACCCCGGCUAUUCAGGAAGUCUUGCUUCUCCUUUUCUCCCCAUGAGUCCCUUGGAUCACCAUAGCAACGGUCUCUACGGACCGCACCGCUUCUAUGAAACUCAAAAAGGUAGGUGUUGGUGUGUGAAAAAGCCUCAUAUACUCUUGAAACUGCCUCAUCAGCACUCACCACAGGAGUAAGAACAGCUGGUAACCCAAGAUUGAGUUUCCUCUUCCUUCAUACAUCAUAGAAAAACUCUUGAAUGUAGUCUUGUUGGUAAAACUGUCAAAAAAGUAAUGAUUUUAACACUUACUCUGCAGCUAGGUUGGAACUCUACAAACUUCAAACUUAAGUUGCGUUUCCAUCAAGGUGUAUGUUUCAGUCUAGUACGGUACGGUACGGUACGACAUGGGGCGACUGUACAAGGCUGGACCAAACUGUACCAAUCCAAACUGGACCACUUUGUGAGACACAGCAUUAAGUAACCAAUUUAAGCCCUCUCCUUUCUUUUCCCAGAUCACUUCUACCUGCGAGGUCUUCCUCCACAGCCCCCUUUACUUUCCACCAGUCACAGCCUUCCUCCGCUCUCCAGGACAGCCCCGGGCCACCCACUUGGCUCCUGCAGCCGAGAGACAGACAAUGGGGGAGUAGGAGGCGGGAAGAGCACCAAGGAUGUAGCAGAGAAAGGAGCGUCGAGCGUGUCGAAGAUGAAGGAGCGUUCAAGCAGCAAGGAGCGGCACCAGGAGAGCAAAGACAAACAACAUCAGCUCCACCAUCACCAUCUUCAUCAGACAAACUCUGCCACCACUCCAUCCGGACUCAGCCACCAAGCCUACACUCACCCACACCAUGGUCUCCUUCCUCACCUCACACCACAGAGUAGGGAAGAGGAGCAGAGACACCCUCUGGAGCGUCACAAGGACUACAGAGACAGUGACUCAGGCAAUCAGGAGACAAAACAUAUGAGUUCCUGUAAACUGUCGGGUGGUUCAGGUGUAGAGACUGGCUCUGGAGGUAAGGGGGGAGCGCUAAGUAGUUGCAGUGGUGGAGGAGUGGGAAGACCUCCAUCUGGGGGUGGAAGGCGAUGCUCUAAGGAUGGACCCAUUAAUGGGGAGAUGAGAAUCAGCGAAUCCUCAUCUUCCUCGAAUGAAUGUAUGAGAAGAGGUGCAACUGCAGUUACAGGCAUACUGGCACCUCCAUCAACGCACUCUUUGCCCUCUUACUCUAUGCCUCCCCCUCCCCCACCUCCUCCCCAUGCCUUGCACAUGGGCUCUGCGGUCGGGGGAGGAUGGCUACACCCUGCACACCAUCAUGCCCACCCUGAUUUUUAUUGUCCUCCAGCUCCUCUUACACUGACACCCUCCAAAGAUCCAGUGUCCACUGCUGGAGGGUCCACUCGUGAGGGAAAAGUCAUCGGCCCGACUUACGUUCCCUCUGUGGGCCCAGUGGGAGACCUGGCAACAACCGACUGUCGAGGAGCAGGAGGAGGUGGGGGAAAGGGAAAUGACAAGAGUGGAGAGGGAUCGUAUGAAAGUCCCUCUAAUCAUCUCAGUAGACUCAGCAGUUGCCAAAAGAAAGACAAAUCCCAGACACACCAGCAGCAGCUGGGAUACGGCAAAGCAGACAAACCUCCAGACUGGAGCCAACAGACACAGCAUGUCCACAAAUCCAACUCCAAUAUGAGCUCUCAGCCUGAACUGCGGUCCUGCAGCAGAGACACAUCUUCGUCCUACAGAGAUGUGGAGGUUGUGGACGAUGUGUACCGUCCAUCAAUCCCUCUUGAUGGGCAAGGGACACACACUGGUGCAGGACAGGGUACAACCAAAAAUGGCCCUGACACAAGCACUCCUCCCUUUAGGGACUGUUCCAAUUCAGGUGCUCAAUCUGAUGGGAGGGUGGGAUCAGGGGUAUCUGCUCAAAGAGAGGGGCAGAAGGUUGCACGGAUACGGCAUCAGCAGCAUGGAACGAGCACAGAAGAGAGGGUAAGAGAGGGAGGUCCAACAGCAUCUUCAUGGGGGGCACGAGGAGGCUACCAAGAGGACCAGAGAAAAAGCUCCCACCAUGCAACAGACAUCAGUGACGAAGCAAGAGGGCUUAACAGCAGAGCUCCAAACAGUGACCACAACCAAACCCAUUCUCAACCCCAUCCUCUUCAAUCCCGCUCCUCCACUCAUGCCACGGAGGAUGACGGCAGCGCCAUGAAAAAUCUGAUGAACUACAGCUCCCAGCAGCCUUUGCUCCUGCCACAGCGGGGCCCCUUUGGGGGUCUAGGCUGCCUCAAACAGGGUGGAGAGAGAUCAGAGAAGGGGGACAGAGGAGGGGCUAAAAGCAACACCUCCCCACAAGAAUCUCCCAAACAGUCACUCCCUCCUCGCCGAGGCUCCACUAACGAGGGAGAGAGGGGUGACAGAGGCGGUAAAGAGGCAGGGGAAGCAGGCGAGGGGGAGGUGCGACAGCCUCCUGUGGGUAUUGCAGUAGCUGUAGCCAGGCCCCCUCAUCGUUCCCCAGACAACACCCCUGGACACAGCAGACAGGGCAGGGUGCUGCCCAGCAUGAAAGGUCAGACAUCAUAUAUGUUCAUUUCACUGAGUGAAGUUAAGCUUCUCCUGUGCUCACAGAUUUAUUCAAAGAAAGAAUUAACACUCAUCUCAUUUUUUACUCUCAAUUUUUAAGAGAGUCUUUAAGCGUCUAAGGCUUUGACAUUGAAUCCUAAACAGUAUACUCCGCAAGGAUUAUUGACUGGGAAACAGUAAACCAUUGUGUUUUGCAAUGACAUGAUUGACACGUAACACAGGGUUAAAAAUUUCCAAAAUGGUGUAGUUAGACUGGUCUACCUCAAUAUGUGUCCAGCUUGCUGUGCACUUUAGCUGGUUCACCAUGCACCAUCUUCUUGGAUGGUGACACAAUAAGACAUACCUCUCUGCAUUUAUAAUGGUAAAUUGGUUGCACAGGUAUAAUGGAUGCUUCUCACUUUUAAGAUGAAAAAAGGAAUUAAACGUGUGUCUCACACACUAAAUUUUACAGUAUUUACAAUAUCUGUCUUAGCUUUGACAGUUUACAUCAUAGUUACUGUUUGAAUAACAACCCAAUAAGUUACUGUAUGUUUUUGUCUUUUUAGAUGUAAAAAAAGAGAGAAUGCAUCUUUACAAAUCAAAGUGUCAAGUACCAAGAGUAGAAAAGUUACAGUUGAGUCCAUUUUGGUAGUUUUAACAGAAGUACCACUUUGAACAGAGCAAAUACUCUCUUACAGUCCAAAAUAAUGUCAGUCCACCUGGGGUGGCCAAUUAGAUUCAGUGGGGGCAUGCCACCACAGACCAAACAUCAGACACACCCCUGUCAACAAAUGUUAAGUUCCUGUAGUGCAGUGAUCAGUAAAAUAUAACAUCCAUAUGACUUUAUGGGUAGAGUUUUCAUGAAGUAUUACUACUAGUUUUUGUUUUUAUUGGUGUAUGAUAGUAUUUGUAAUUGUGUUUAGGGGUGUCACGUCCUGUGUAUCCUCUUGGUCGAGAGGCAGAGGAGAGGAAGAGGAUGACAGAGGAGCAGAUCAGCCUUCAUCACUUGGACCGAGACAGAGAGAUGAUCAUCAGGUACACUAAUACUCACAAACACUUACCCAUAAAAACACAUACAGACACACAUAGACACACAUACAUAGCAGCAUCUUUUUAUUCUUUCUCUCAUCUGAUAAGCUGCCCGUCUUUUAUUCUCUCUCACACUGAGGCUCUUCUUCCCCUCUCUCCCUCUCUCUCAUCCCCUCUCUCCAUUUACUCUCCUCACCCUUUGAUGUGGUAUUUCUGUUCCCCUCAUUCUCUCUCUCCCUCUCUCUCUCACUUUCUCUCUAAGACGAGAUGCGGUGCAUUAAUGUUACAGGCGCUAAUACAGAUGUCUCUGAUGUAGCUGGCUCUUAUUAUGUAGUCAUAUUAGGGGAGAAAACAUAUAAUGAUUACUCAUAGACCGGGCUCAAGAUGAUGGCUGUUCCCAUUGCCAUCAUAUUUCCUUUUCUUGAUGGUCAUAAUGGUAGUGGUGGUAAUGAAGAUGACAAGGAUGAAGAUAAUGAUCGUAAUGAUGGUGAUGGUGAUGAUGACAAUGAGAGGGAUAAUCAAGAUAAUGACAAAGUUCACCCGCCUAUCGCCACUACAGGGAUAAUAAGGAUCGCGUGGAGUUUGCCAGAAUUCACCCCUCUAGUAGUUGCCACGGUGACCUGACCUCUCACCUUUUGGUUCCUGGAGGGGCCAGUCAGUUGGGGGCGGAUCCUGCUGUGCAUGCUCACCCAGCUCACCACCACUGGAUGCAGAGGACAGGGAGUCCCUCUCUCUGGAUGGGACAUUCAUAUGGUGGGUGGAUUGGAAGAUUGUAUGGAUUUAAUUCAAACGUUACGCUCUAACCGUCUCCAUAUGUUAUUUGAUCAUGGGAUACUUGCUUGGAUUUAAUAUUGAGUCUAUUUUUGUUUGUUUUAGUCUUAAAUUUCUGUUCCUCCAUAGACCUUUGUCUUAAACUUCUAAGGAAUGUUGUCUGGAGGCAAUCCGAGUGUUGAAAAAGGAAGUAAAUGGACAAGUGUAAAAAGUAUCAUUCCUUGAAUUUCCAUUUCAAGCUGGCUCCAAAAGCCAAGUACCCAUUUUAGAGCCAAUAUUAAAAUCAUAGACUAAAGAAAGCAUGGACGUAGCUUCUGUGACUUUACCCCUCCCUGUCUGUAGAAGCAUUUCAAGCUCCAACUAUGUCAACUAUCAUAUUAAACGUGCUGACUUCAGAUCAGUCUAGAAACAGGCAAAGGGGUGGAGCUUUUUUUGUCACUCACCCACAUACCCACUUGUGCAGAACUCCAGUGUCCCCUGGACUGGCCAACUUUUUAUUUAAAUGCUACCCUUAUUUGACUGGAUCAGAUGUGUUUCUUGAUUUCAGGUCUGAGUCAUGUCGGAAUGACCCCCGGCUUCCCUCCAGGUCUGCCCAGCCCCCUGCAGCCCGUCCUGGGGUCACUCACCCAAGACCCUAACUCCCCUCUGGUGGUUCUUCCGACUGAAGCUGGGCCUCAUCACCCUCUUGGUAAGUAAGGCAGCCGCUCACAACAAGACCACUCACACACACACACACGCAGCAGAGCACACACUCAUAGCUUUCUUCACCGCUCUCCGCCUUUUCUCUCCAUUUGUACCAUCAGAGCUGCUGCCAUUUCUCUCCCAGAGUUUUAGUAUCAUUGGCUAAUCAUAAUAUAAUGCUCAACUAAGUCCCUCUGUCAGUGGGACCGUGUUUUAUAGCUUCGUUAAUGGGAGCAGCUAUUCCAUCGCCCCCUCCCCAUGUGCCCAGCGUUAUGCAAACCAUUUGAACUGCUGUUCGUCUCUUCUGUGGCGAGCGCUGGUGGGUUUGGACUGGACUUUGUGUGUGUAAAAAGUGUAUGUGUGGUCAUCUUUAGUUAGCUGUGUUCAUGUCUGGAACAACAUGAGACAUGGCUCAGUGUUAGGGGUUGUGUUGCACAUCUCAGAUAUUUCAAGAGAGAGAAAGGAGUGUGAGUGUGUUUGUGUGAGAGUGUGUCAACGCUGCUUUGCAAACAGGCUGUGAAAUUUAAUUAUCUCCCGCCUCCCUCUCUCGCCUCGCUCCGUGGGAGUUCCUGCGGAGAGGGGAAGUGCAUCCACUGAACCCUUCCCCUGGGAAACAUUAGCCCACUCAGGCUAAUCUCACAGAACAAAGGUUCCCAGCGACAAGGCAGCCAAGGAGGGAUGUGUGGAUGUGUGUGUGUUUGUGUUUAGCUAUGUGUGUAACUAAAGUCAUAUAUGGCUAGGGUUGGGCUUAAAGAGAAUGUGUAUUUCCAGAGAUCACUGUCAUUACGCAUAAAAAGAGAACAAACUCUGCCAGAUUCACAUGUAUUAAAAGUUGCAGUUCUCACUGACACAAAAGGCCAAAACACGCCUUCAUUCUUCUGUCUAUAUCUCUGUUUUUACUCUAGACGUCCUGGAGCAGUCAGGUCUUUGGCCCCCUGUAUACGGAGGCAGAGGCCCUCCCUCCCACCUGCAGCAUCAUCCUGUCUACUCCCGUUCCUCGUUCCUACGGCAACAGGAGCUUUAUGCCCUGCAGCAUCAGCACCAGCAGCAGCAGCGGGCCAUGGAGCACAUGCAGCGGCACUCUUUAGGACAGGUAAAAUCAUCUCGACUGUAACUGAUUCCUAUUCAGAGAUAGGUUGCAUUUUAUUAACAAGUUAUGAAAUACUGUUAAGAUAUUAUUGUGAAAGCAAAGCACAAAAGGAGAAGUGUUGAAAUAUUGGGAAUUUGUACAUCAAUCUGUCUUCCUUGUUUUGUGUAGUUAGAAAAAAAACAAGAGAUGAUAUGUUUGACUGUGUACAGAAAGUCUGAUUUCACAAUGCCGAAAAAGAGUGCUCGCAAAAUCACACAGAGCAGAAAAUUCUGAAGGCAUGAAGUUCAUCAGUAUGUUGGCAACAGGCUUCAGUAAAAGGCUUGGUGUGGGGCUUCUACUCUAUCUAAUGCCAGAUUAUUUGGUGAUCAAACAAUGACGCUGACUCAAGCCACAUUUCCACAGAAAGUACACAAAGAGCUGCUUUUUUAAAGGCCUGAAGUUCCUCUUGCUAAUAUUUUUCUCCUGUCAGGAUUUUAAUUUGCAUAACCACAUUUUCUAUUUAAUAUAACCCAGCACCAACUAAAGAAAUAAACAAGUCAACAUAAAAUAUUGAUUUGUUUUAACGAUAAAAAAAUAGCCCAGUUGCUGUCACAUCUGCCCAUUAAGUAUCAUCAUUUACUGACUCAAGUCCAGCCUGAAACAACCAACUAACUCUUUUGCCACAGUGUCAUCAGGCAGAAGUGAAACGUACUGAUUGAUUUGAUAAAAUGUGUAGGAUCAGGUUGUUUCUGGUGUUACUUUUUGCUUUUGAGAUUUAAUUACCAUUAUUAUGGGGGAUUCGACCAAUCAGAAUCAAGUCUUUUUACCUAGUAGACCACCAGAAUGGUUCGUGUUCGAAGAAGCUUACCAUCAUUCUGCCUCUCCUACAGAGAAAACACGAGGAGCAUGCCAUCACUAUAGAGGACACUCCACAUGAAUCUUCAGCAUCCAGGACUCCAUCCUCCUCUUCAUCCACCACCUCCUCUCAUGUUGCCAAACCCUUCUCUCACACGCCCCCUCCACCCAAAACGCCCACGCCGUCUCCCGGGAUGUGUCCCAGCAGCCGUCAGUCGCCCUGCUACCACUCCCCGUCCAGGCGAUCGCAUCCGCCAAACCCCCUCACCCCUGCACCGAGCCCAGCUGCAGCGGCACCGCGCUCCCCUGCACUCAGCCCUGCUCCAUCACACCUGUCCAAAGGCCUGGAGAGGGGGAGUGAGAGGGGGGAGGGGCAGCCACCUCAGGACUACCCACAAUCUCUUGAACCAGGUCAGUUCAUUAAUUUCUUCAUAUAUAGAAGAGUUUUGUCUGCAGUUUGAACACCAAAGACAGAAAAACAGGAGAGGGAGGGACCAGGGAUAGACAAAAAUGCAGAGAUGAAGUGAGAGAGAAAAGAAGACGACGAGAGAUUGAGGGUGCUGCUGGUCUUUGAAGCGUGGUAUUCUUUUGAUUUUGCAGAAAUUGUUUGAAGCAUGGCUGAUCCCUCGCUCUGUGCGUCCUUGAGUGUGUGUGUGUAUGUGCGUGCAAUUUUUAUCUGCACAAGCUAAAGAGGGACAGCGCGCAGGUCAGUCAUUAAGGUCACAGAAAGCAUAUGGGCACUCAGUGUAUGUGUGCGAGUGUGUGACCUGCCAGCGUUCCCAUGUGUGUCACAAGAGGAAGGUCAGUGAAAUCUUCAGACAGACCCUCCUUAUCCUUCAGAAGGUCCUUGAGAAGUACAGGCGGAAGAAUACGCAUUCAUCUGGCUGUGUUGUCUGGGGGCGGAGGGAUACCAUCAAUAAUAAGAGCGCGAGGGUGACAGGGCCGACGCUGCAAUCACAGGAGAACGGCAGGGUGUCAUCAAUAUAGGACAAAGAUCUAUACACUCACUCACACACACGCACGCACACACGCACGCACUGUACACACAGGCACCCUACUGUCAGUUUAUUAUGCCAACUGUAAUGGUGUGCUUCAUCCUGUCUGCCUGAAUAGAAUAGCAAUGAAUUUUAAAAGCCUGACUUAAAGAGUUCAGGAUCUAUUUCCUGAGGACACAUCUUUGAGCAGAACUUUGUCAACAUUUUAUGAUUAUUUAACCUUUAUUUUCUUUUUCCUCUUUAGAUCUGCCACCUGUUUACACCUAUCCUCCAAUCACCAUGGGUUACAAAGCCGGGCCCUCACUUCCUGAGGCUCGAUUGGCUGAGGCCACAGUGGAGGCGGAGCCAGCCCAGCCUGACUCUAAGCCCCUCCCACAUCCGUGCCACAUCCAGCCUCUCUCCAAAAAGGAGGAGAGAAGGGAGGAAGAGGAUAAGAGAGACUGUGAAGCGGUGGAAUCCCAGAGCGGAGUUUCAGAAGAAGAGAAGGAAGAAAGGACGCUAGAAGUGAAAGGAUGCUCCUUCCCUGAGCCUGAGAGCAGGAUUUCUGGAUUGUCGCCAUGCCCUUCCCCCACUCCGCUCCCUCCCACAGAUCAAGCCUGCCUGGCCACAGCCACAGGCAAAGCCCUAAAAGUAGCACUCUCUCUGGGUUGCCCGGGCCAGAAGGCCGGCCUGGAGGAGCCCCAACUAUCCAAAGAGCAGGAGGAUGACAGUAGUGAUGGAAAAGAGGACAUGGAGGAGGAGAAAACAGGGCCUGAACCAACAGAAUGUAAAGUGUCUGUGCCUGUAGAAGAGGAGGAGAGGGAGAGGGAGGAGGAUGGAGAGAAUGUGGAGGUGGUCGAGGAUGUGGAGGAAGAGAAGGGCAGUGAGAUGAGUCCAGUGGAGGAUUUAGUGAAGCUCACCAGUGACUCUCCUGCUCCCUCUACUUCCUCGAACCUCGACCUUCCUCCCUCAUUGAGCUCAGCGGCUCAGCUCCAGGGUGCCUACAUGUGGAGCCUGGAGCUCCUGAUUGCUGCAGCUCUGUGCGCCACCAGAGAUGCCUUGUACCCACCUGCACCUGCUGCUCAGGCCCCUAGCCCCCCACCUCACCAUGGUAUGGAGAUACUGGGAGAACUGGCAGAACUGGAGAUCCAACAGAGAAGCAGGGACAGCAGAGAGAAAGGCACUGAGGGUGAGUUUGUUAAAAAUGUUUGCUUAUCCUCUUUCUGAGGCCUUCAUUCUGUCAAUAAAGCAGGAGUGGGAUCUGCUCUGAUUAUAUUCUGCAGCGUUUUUACCAAAUUUUAAAUUGAACUCAUAAAAACCCAGACAUUUUGGACAGUUUUUACUUAAAACAUGGAAUUUGGAGUAAAAAUGUAAUCAGAAAGCUUUUAAAAAUCACAUCAAGGAUCAAACACUACAUCUCUCUUGCCUAAAUAAACACAUACACACUUACAGCAAACCACAAAAAAAGCAUGUCUGGGAGACAGAUGUGGAGACACACACAAAUGCGCACACUCUUUUCCCUGCUUACUAUCCUGUUUCCUUUUUCAGCUUAGACUUGGGACUUUUGUUUUUUUUACCUCAGGGAUAGGUGUGUGUGUGUGUGAGUGUUGAGGGGGACCCAUAGAUGGACAAACAUGCUGAGCUUCAGACACAAGCCUGGACACACAAACAUACACACACACAUGCACAUACACACACUUUCAGCCACAUUCAGCCACACUCUGCCCGUCGUGUCCCUCAGGCUCUGGCGUCUUGCUUUGCUAAUUAGACCCUUUCCUUUAAAACACUUCUCCUGUAAGCGCUCCUAUUUUCCUCUCGUCCCUCUGAGAGAAAGUGUUUUUAUUUAUGCCAGCAUCUGUGUGUGUUCGCUCGCCUGCGUUUGUGUGCGUGCAUGCACGGCCGGCGAGUGUGUGUGUAAGCUGUUAAGUAAUCCCAGAUGAAUCCCUGCUCUCCUCCAUCAGUGUCUAUGUGUCUCUCCAGCAGGCUGCCUGCUCCCUGCCUGCGCCUCCUCCCGCCUCUCCUCCUCCCUCUUUGUUAUUUUUCCCCCUCACCUGCUUCUCCUUCUUCUUUUAUUUAUUUAUUAAACCAAUGUAAUCUUGUGUGUAAAUCCUGCCUCUGCAAGCCUUGUUGACGGAAUUAAUAAGUGUAAAAAUCAUAAGUCGCCCUGCAUGUGUGUGUGAGCGUGCAUUUGUUUACAUGUGUGCGCACGUGGUUAGCAUGUGUAAUAGGUGUGAAAUCAAUAAGUCCUGUCCUGGCGUGGAAAACGUUCUCUAAAUUGCAACACAUUUAUUUAAAAAUGCGCUCCGGCCUCGCUGCAUGGAACGUUAUUAAUACAGCUGAUGGCGUUUUUUGUCGUCUUGAAUGUGUUUGGGAGAUGAAACCGAUCCCAGACAGAUGCAUUUAUGCCGCUCCUUGACGCGGAAGGAUAUCUCAGCCGCUCCUCUGAGAUUGCAAUUACAGAUUAAGGAAUCAAGAGAGACAGCCCCCUCCUGUAUGAAUUAGCACCAUUACUUCUACUUACACACAGGCAGUGGGGCUGGUUUUUGUCAUCACUGCUUUUAUUCCCUCACAUUUCCUUUAUAUUAAAAUUUCAGCUCAAUAAACUUUCUUAAUGGCCUCUAAUGAUGACUACACCCAUAUGAACUGUAAUGGUUUUUAAUUUUCCUCCCUGUUUUUGUUUUUCCCCUUCAAACUCCCUGCGCUGCCUCUCAUUACACCCCCCUGUGUGGUGUUAUUACUGUGUGGCGGAAGGUACGUAUCGAUUGCGGCCAUUCCCCAGGAUACUAAACUAGGCGUAGUGAUGUCAGCGGUGAUGUCAUCCUGUCAGGGUAACCAGAGUGUGCCAUUGGCUCAGGGGGUCUGACAGAUGAGAUGGUGUUGACCUCUGCCAGCCGGGACAGGACAAAGACACAUCUCUCAGCUCCAUACCGCUUGCUUUUUCUUGCCAUUUUCACAUCUAUUUGUUCUCUCCUUCACACCCUCGUUUUUUUUUUCUUUUCACUCCAUCCUUCCCGCUUUUUUCUCUUCUUCUCUGCUUGCUGUAGUUCGGUCCCCAUCCCUCACACACUCUCUCAUAUGGGUUUUAAUCAUGUCAGAUGUCAGAGAAGGCCUUGCAGCUCUAGUGCAUAGAGACAGUGAUCCAGUAAAAUGUCUCCUCCCCUUUUUCCUUUCCUUUCCUCCUUUCUUUUCCUCUCCUCUCCUCUCCUUGGAGGGGAAAUUGGAUUCUGUCCAUGUCCAUAAUGAGGAGAUGUAGGAGAAUAAAUAGAUAGCUCAAUAAACACUUUGCCUCUUAUUGCUUCUCCUCCCUUUAGCUCCCCCCCUCCCCUCUCUUCUUGCACACCUCUUCUUCCUCCUCCCUCUUCUUCUGCCGGUUGCUCUCCUUCUCUCCAUUUCUUCCUCACACACACUCUUGCAUUUUGCUCAUGUCUGCGCAGCUCAGCAAAAAUAUUCUAGGUUCACAUAUGUGUGUGUUCAGAAUGUCGUAUUUGCAUAGGUGUGUGUUUGUGUGUGUGUACAGUCUCAUGAAUAUUCUGUUUCAUCCACCGCCGCCGCUGUGACAAUGACAGAGUUAAUGACAGUGACAGAUGUAGAGAUCGUUCUUCAACGCUCCCCCCUGUAUGUGUGUGCGUCUGUGUGUGUGUUUGUGCGUACGAUUAAGCAGCAACACAAGUAUACAUCAAAUAAACUACGCACCUAAUAUCAUAAAUAUCACCACUUUUCAAGGCGCCAUUUCAUCGCCCCACGAAUAAAUCUGUUCUGCUCACAACAUACUUUACAACAGCGUGUCAGCCGCUGUGAGACGCGCCAAUCAAAACCUUGAAUGAUCCCUCUGCCCUCACAGGUGAAGACAUGCUGACCUUUGACCUCCACAGUCUGGCAACGCUGGCAGCAGCCCGUGCCUUGGAAAUGGGGGGAGGGGCCAUGGAUGUAGGCACAAACCAGCAGUGCCCAAUCAGGAAAAGGCUGAACCUGCGUAGGAAGUGCAGCUGGACGCCUCGCCAUGAGCCGGUGAGGCUUUAUUCCGAGCGUGUUUGUGUUCAGCAAACAAAGUACUCAUGGAAAAAGGAUGGAGAUGGACGAUAAAUAAAUAAUUUUUUUACUUUAGGAACCUUUACUUUCCAAUCCGUUUCCGAACAUUUAAUUUUAAAUCGCUAAAGUUAGUACAUGUUAUAAAACUUGAAUGUUUAUUUCCCUCUCUUAUUAAAUCAGUUUAUCACAACGGUUCCUAAAUGGCCCACCAUGGGAGAUCUCUGCAAACCUUUUCUUUGUCAUUUUAAUGCAGUUGGUUGACAUACAUAAAAAUCUGCAAAGAUCAAACUCAUCAGCCUCCUGUAAAAAAAAAAAAAAAAAAAGAAUCCAUCAAAUAAAUUCAAUGAGCUGCCCCAAACACAAGCUGGCCUCUUAACAUAUGCAAUGAGUGUUGUACAACUCCGUCUGCAAAGCAUUGAAAUUCCCCUGCCUUUUGUUUUUGUGUAUGUGCGUGUGUGUGUGUUUUCUCUGUGUGUGUGUCAGGUGUGCCCAGUGAAGGGCUCCAUGGAGACGAUGGGAGGGGAGGAGCUGGCCAUGCGUGUCCAGCUGGCUGAGCUACAGCGCCGCUACAAAGAGAAACAGAGGGAACUGGCCAAGCUACAGAGGAAACACGACCACCAGUGAGCACACACACAUACACACACAUGCACGCGCACACUCACACACACACUUCCUUUUGUCUAGAUCGAGGUGUGCAUUCCAGCAUUCACUUUUUUUGCCGUGAUGCUGCAUCCUCCUGAUUUAUCAGGACUCGCAGCCUGCUCAUUCUUAAUGCAGUUUGACCUGCAGCCGAUACAGGCUUCCUUCUGCUGUCCGGACUUCAUCUUUGAUCCUUCUCUCCUUCCUCCUCCUCCUCCACCUCCCUCCUACUUGUCUUCCUCUCUGCAGGAAAGAGGAGACGACUCGUAGCCCUGCCCGCCGGGGGCCUGGCCGCCCCCGCAAACGCAAGUCCACCCCCGGCCCAGCUGCUGCGGAGAGCCCCAAAAGACUCCGGUCAGUGCUGUGAUACGGCGUCAGUAUAAUCAGUGUGAUUGGCGGGCCCCGCUCAUUCAUCCUGAUUUCUGUUUGUGUUCUUAGUCAAAGGCACGGCUGAUUUUCAAGAAGUUCUUCUUCAGCUGAAUUGAUUUAAAUGCUCUAUAGCAGAUGAUUUGCUUGAUUGGGCACUGGAAGGAGCUGCUCGCACACGCUCACAUGCACACUUACACACUCGCACAAUCGGUUUAUGUGACAGGAGCUGUAAGGUUGGUGUGAUUUUGAGAGAAGCUAAUGGAGAUGAGGCCUUCAUUAAUCAUCAUUAAUCACUUCUAAUCAUAUUUAUCACUUGCAUUGAUUACGUCCUGAUUCUGUGUGAACCUGCAGCAUACAUUAACACAGGCAGACAAAGUCCUGAUGUACAGUUAUUACAGUGAUAAACGACCCAACACCACCCCUCCCCCCCUGCUGCAACACACACUACACUGUUUAACACCUCAGACAUGCACACUUUGAUGAUGACACACAUUCCUACACACACACUGAAGACACACACACACAGAUACACACAGCCAGUGUUCAACACUUCUAAUGAUAAAUGUGUUUUCUCAUGCUGCCCCACCUCUGUUAGCAUGUGCCCCCCUCGCCUUGAUAAAAUGAUUAGAGAAACUCAAGGUUUGUCACGGCUACCGUGAUUAGAAAGCGCUAAUGAAAAUGACAAUGAAAGGCUCUAGUCAUACAUGCCUGUGCACCUAAAACACAGACUCUCACACACACACACAUGCGUGCAUGCAUUCGUACACACAAAAACUUGUUUAAUUAGUAGUGCUGGUCGCUACGUGCCAGAACAGCAUUUCUGUUGUUAUUAACAAGCGACGUAUGAUUUGUUUAUGCUUUCAUCUCCUCAUGAGAACUGUGGGCUGAGAUGAAUCAGAGAAAAUGAAUCCAUCUACAUGGAGCAGAAGAUUCCCCGUAUAUUCACACAUAUACAGUGUACUGCCAAAAAGUAUGGGAAUAUACUGUAUAUGUGACAGAGGGAGAGGGCUAAGAGUCAUGCUUCUAACCACACCUGUCAGAGGGGCAAAGUGCCAAUCCAACUGCUAAACUAUACUCAAAAAUGCCUCUAAUUAAGUUAAGUUACAAGAUAAUAUUACAUUAAUUACACAAAGGUUUGAUUUCAGAUGCUCAUUCACAGUUUACGGUUAUCUACAAAGUCUGCAGCUUCAGGUUCUGUCCGUUAUACAGGAUCUGUGAGCAAGUGACAAUAUGUUGGAUAUCACAUUUGUCAGCAGUAACCUGACACACAAUUCUAGUUUUUAUUCAAUUGUAUGAACAGGAGCUUAGGGUUCACUCUUAUGUAUCACCUCAUAGCUGUUUAACAAUUUCAACACGUGGACAAGGGAGAUGUUGUUAAAAACCCUUAAUCAUAAUGCUCAGGCUACAUCUGAAGCCCAUGAAAGUUAGCCAUCACUCCUAGAGGUUAAAUUGGCUUUGAAUAAUAGUGGACGGUGUCUGAAUGUGCACAGUUAGUAAUGCAUGUCAUCAAAAUGAAUUUUUUUGUUUGUCUCAGCAAGCAGACAAAUGUGGCAGAGAGGUGUUUUCAGAAAGAGGCAUUAUUUUUCUUCCUAUUUGUGUGACAAAGUUUUGUUAACAUCUACCGGAAACAGAAACAUUUAUGAAGGCAGUUCUGUUUCCUAAAACCAAGAGUGUGUUACAAUGGAUGACCAGGCCUCGUCAGAGUUAGGACUUGUUGAAUCACUGGACAAGAUUUUUUUACAACUCAUUUCUCCUCGUAUUGUUCUUGUGAUUGUUGUACUAUUAUCUGUGAAAUGAUUCAAAAUGCACUUCAUUUAACACAAAUUGACUGUAUGUCAGUUUGACUGUGUGCAGAAUUAUUGUUUAUUAAAAAUGAGUGGGGUAAGGGUGAAAUAAGGGCUUUGGAAAAGCAAGCAAAGCCAUAAAAUAAAAAGAGUAAAUUCUUUACGUAUACUUUUGUAUGGGAGCAUUAUAUUGAAAGGACAGGGUUAACUGUUCCACCAAUAUUGUUAGUAGAUUAACAUGUUUUAAUUGCUCCAAAUAAGGUAAAGUUCAGGAUUUAGAAGCACCAAGAGCUAAAAUUUUCAGAAUAAUCUCCUCUCUUCUCUUCUCUUCUAUUCUCCUCUUUUCACCUCCUCUUUUCUCUCUUCUCCUCCUCUUUUCUCUUUUCACCUCCUCUUUACACACUCCUCCUCCUCUUUCCUCUCUUCUCCUCCUCUUUCCUCUCCCGGGAUUGGAGAUGCUGAGAGCCAAAGUCUCCCUCUGUGGGAAUAUAGGAUUCACCUGCUUCAGACACCAGCUGCUAACAGUGUGUGUGUGUGUGUGUGUGUGUGUGUGUGUGUGUGUGUGUGUGUGUGUGUGUGUGUGUGUGUGUGCGUGUGCGCGUGUGUAGGCUGCCUGUGGUGUGAGAGAGCAUGCAUACAACGAAGGAAUGACGGAGAGAGAUAGAGAGGGAAAGAGAGAGAGGAAGGGAGGAGUAGUGUUCAAUAGAGGUUAGUGUUUAUUGAUCGAGCCCUGAAGCUCCGGUCAACGGACAGACUCCCCCGAGACUGCUUCAUCUCUCCCUCUGUCUCUCCCCCAUCCCCCUCUACUCUUCUCCUCCUCCACCACUCUCUGUCUCUCUCUCUGUCUCUACUCCCCUCUCCUUCACACUGGAUAAUUCUCAUCCUUUCAUGUGAUGAGUUUCAUAUUCGCACGGACGCUUAAUAUUUCUGUGUUUGCCGUCAAACUGCUCAGACUGGCAGCUGGGCCUGUCAUCUGAGUUAUGAGAUAGAGAAAAAGAUCGGGAAGAGAGAGGGAGACAAUAAGAGAAUCCAGAGGAGAGGGGGAGACAAUAGGAGAAUCUAGGAGAGAGAGGGAGGAAAGGCUAAAGAAGAGAGCAAAGAGUUUAAGAAGAAAUUUUCUUUAAUUAGGAAAAAAACGUGUGAUCAGGUUGAUUCUGUGAACAAUUUCGUGUGUACUAAGUUCUCAUGUAAGUGUGGCUCUGCUGUGUUUUUAUAUCCCAGGACUGGCCUGACUUCACUGGAGGAAAAAACCAUGAAGAAAAUGUCCAAUCACGGCUUCAACAGCCUCAGCUCUGCACAGGUCGGUCUCUCUCACACACUGACAACCAUUUCCUGCUGCUAAUGUUAUUUCUUCUUUCCAGGAUAUUUCAAUUAACAGAAAGAAAUUAGUCAAUAAUUAGCUGUUCCGCUCCCUGUCGGUAGAUGAAAGCUCGCUGUAAGCACAGAGGUCGACCCAGCGCCCUGAGCUCCAGGCUGGCCAGACGGGUGACCCAGCUGAAGCAGAAAGCUGCAGCCCAGCGUGGUGCUUCAUCAGCAGGCGUGCUGCACUGCAGAGGGACCCCUGGUGAGGGGGACAGAUCUAAGAAUCACAGCAGACAAGGAAGAAAAGGUGGGAACAAAGGGAAAGUACGGUAUAAGCAGCACAUUGAUGUGGCUACAGUUUCCCUUUGACGUCUAGAUAAGGGAGGAAAAUUCUGUGAGAGAGACGAUCAUUUAGUUCUGCUUUAUUUAGUUUAAAGCUUCUGCGAGGACUCCUUAGCUGGUUUUAAAACAAACUGAAAUCCAUGCUGAUGGCUGAAUAUGAGCUACAGAAGCGUAUUGUAAUGUUUCAUGCCUACAACCAAUACCAUCAGGUGGUUGACAGGAAAAGCAAAAGUGAAGACAACCAUUGUUUUCAUUUAUUUCAAGAAAUAUUCACAGUGAGCGAUCCAUUUGACUGUAGAAAAAAACGAAGACUAAAAAUGUUGGUAAGGAAACAAGUCAUUGAAAACAACAUAUCUGACAACUCUACAGCCACUAUCAGACAACAACUAACGCUAGCAUGCAACUGCUUCUUAGCUAACGUCUCUUGUUUUUCAAAGUUUUAUAAUCAGCGUGCACCUUCUCUGUUGCAUCCUGCAACAUCCUCAAAAGGUUGAGUUAGAUAAGAGAUGAUUGAACACCAGUGGUAGCUGCUGCCUAGCUCCACACUGAUCAAAUAUGUUCUUUUACCCAACCACGUGUGUUGAAAAGAUAAGCCAAUGCAGACAUGCCAAAAAAAAUGCAAUUCCUUGAGCACCCACUUGGAUAGAGGUUCCAAAACUCCCAUUAAAGCCCAGUGCCAGAUUUUACAGUAGAAUUAAACAGCGGAUUUCUAGAUUAGCCAAAAUCUAGGUAGGCCUAAUGUGGCGAUGGUCAUCGUGAAUAUGCCAACGAUAAACACUUGUUGUUCUUUACCUAAAGCCAAUGAAACUGAUCUCUCUGUCUUUGGAUGUUUUUCCUGUAGACCUGCAGGGAAACUGGGACGCUGGUCCGACAGUAAAAAGGAAGAGGGGUCGAAAACCCAAGGUGCUGAUGGGAGUCAACACAAACGGAGCUCAACACAAGGACAGCCGUACCUCCGACAAACAGGAAGUGAGGGAGGAGAAGAGUGACAGCGUGAGCUCAGAGCACGGUGAGUGACACAGAGAGGCUUUCAGUGUUUUGUCUUGUGAAAUGGUCUACCAGCUAAACAAGGAAUCUUUGCUUUGAAAAGUAAGGUGUAAAACCUACUGAAACAGUUCUUUGACCCUUAAUUUGAUUAUGUUUUUUUAAAAGAAAUGUUAUCAAUGAGCCCAUAUGUGAAUGCAAAGCCUCAUAUUAUUUACUAUCUAUGCUAUCUAGAUAUAUUGAGCUAACAGCUGAUUGGCCAAAGAGUCAAAAAACAUCAACCGGACAUUGUGCAUUUUUACGACAAGUGCACGACCAUGUUUCUAUGUGUAUGUUAAGUGUCCAAAAGUGAGUUGUCUGCCGUCAUCAGGGGGGCCUCCUCUCACUUCCCAGCUCGUUUAUCAAACCGUUAAAAUCGUUAACGACUUGCCAAAGGCAUGCAACACAGUCACCCCAGCCCUUAAUGCCACAUGGUAACAUGAGCCGACUGUGGUCCCUGCGAGAAUGUCACACCCCUGUCCUCCAAACUCUUUCUACACCCCAACAUCAUUGAAAUUUGCUUCUUUAAAUGCUUGAAAAGACCAUCUGAUAUUAGAGAAACAAAUCUGCAGGUAAACCUAAGAAUCUGCCCGACCCUGCCGCCCUGAUCACACAGAGAAUUGGUUGGAUGUGUGUGUAUGUGUUUGUGUUGGUGUGUGACUGAGGCUAAGUGUUGACUAGAGCGCUGUGUAAGUGACAAGUGUGUCAGAGAUGUGUCGACACCCGACACGACCCCCGCAGUCAUCGACACACAGCUGCCAACAACCCGAUCAGCGCAUGCAAGCGCGUGUGUGUGUGUGUUUGCAUGUGUGUGUUUUUAUCCUGUGAUUGCAUUUAAGGAACAAUCAGUGCGGCCGCUCUUAAGGCAGGUUUGAUCCAAUCUACAGAGGGCCUUCAACAAUAUUUCACUAUUCCAUUUUUCAGUGAUGUUGAUUUAACCACAUGACUGUGAACUGACCUGUUCGAAGAAUAUUGAGAGCUAGGUGUCAAUACGUCUCAUCAAGGGAGUCCCUGUCUUUAGGUUGAGCAGUGUUUACAUUAAGCUCACCUGAAUCCCUCUGACUGAUCGUAUUGAUGUUAUGGCUCCACAGAGGAGGAGGAAGAGGAGGAGGAGGAGGAGGACGGCAGCUACAACAGUGAAGAUGGCUCUGGUGACAUUCAAAUCAGCUCGUCCUCUAAAGAUGCUUCUGCAAACCCUGCCAGGAUUACGGCGUUUUCAUCGCAGGCCUCCAAAGUCCAAGCAAACCAGAAAGCAAGGAAUAAGAGACCAGGACCUCUUGGUGAGAGCUCAAUAAGGGAUGCUGGGUAUCAUCAGCUCAGUAAAACAGCUGAAAAAGUUCUUAUAAGUAUCAGCAGAUUUGAAAACUUCUCCUGAAUUGUAUAACUGAUAAGGUGACACAAAAGUUUUACUCAUGAUGACAGCACAUGUGCUUUAACAAUAAGCUUCAACGUGACAGCUGUUUGGAGGUGUUACAAAUAGACAGCAUACACUGUUUUCUGGUAUUUACCAAUAAUCAGGAUUAACAUCAACUAUUCUGGGAAGUUUAAUGAAUGUUUGCUAACAUCUUUUUUUGUGUGUUUUCUUACCAUCUGUAAUAAACCUGGGCUACACGUUUCAUUAACAGACAAAAUUGUAAAUGUAACAGAGGAACAUAGAUUGUCUUUAUCCAACUGGCUUUUAAUUUUAAAUGUCUAUUACAAAGCCCAAAAGACCAGAUAAAGCAAACAGAGUUUCUCCUCAGAUCGUCACUGAUGUUAGACAUCUACACUGUUGCACCCGCUGGAUUUUAUUUCAAUAUCUUCCCACUGACUUUCAGGUACAAUGAGCAGACCCAUUGAAGAUCAGAGAAAACCGCCUAGAAGACCGAGUCUGUCCAACACAGAAAUGGGACGACUGGACUACCAGGGGAACAGAAAAGCAUUUCUACCCAGCUGGGGAGCGCCGUCAGCGGGUUGCAGCUUUGUGGACGGCCGGGCUCACCACAGAGCAUUGACAGAAGCAAACAGAGCCGGCAAGGAGGCUGCAAGGAAGAGCUCAGCGGGACAGAGCAUUCUGGGAAAGGUGAGACAUUUCAAGAGGUCGGGUGCUAUCUUGAAACCUUACAGUGACACAGCAGUAUUUUACUUAUGCAACUGACAACUUUUCAACAACGUAAAUCACUCUUUAGCCGCGGUGAGUUACAGUCCUACUCAAACACCGUUAUGUUACACCCUCAAAACUGGCAUUUGCUUCUUGCAUUUCUCUCUGUGGUCACUUGUGUGUAAGUGAUCGGGGAAGCAGACAGUGAUGAAAUCCUGUUUCAAAUCUGCUUGACAUCUUCUUUAGCAUUUUCAAACUUUGUACAACUUCUUAAACAUCGUACCUGCUUCAUUUUUUAUCUGCUUUUUUGCUACACCUGCUUGACCACGAUGUGAGGCUACAGAAACACGUACCAAAUAUUCUUUUCUAGUAGUUAAACCUCGCUAGAAGCAAGUUUUAUUUGCAGCGAAUCAUAAGCAAGUGGAUGGUUAAUAAAAUGCAUUUUCCAAAAAUCAACUUUUGCACAAGAGGAUUACCUUUAUCAAUUGCACCAAGAGCACGAAAGGAAGGGACUGAUAGGAGGAAAGGUGAGAUGCUUUUCUAAUUUUAGAGGCGUGACAGAGAGGUUGUGUAAUGAUCAUGACAAUAAAUCACUGCUGUCAAAAGUUAAAAGGAAUGUAAUUACAUGACUCUUGAAAUGAGUUAAUGCCUAAAGAAGCAUAUGUUGUUAUGUGAGGUGGAAAAAAAAAGCAAACAGCAAUGAGGAAGAGGUUAUGAACUUAGAGGCUGUGUGUGCAGAGAAGACAGGUGACUCAGUGAAGGUCACUCCCUUUGUCUUUCUGUUGCAUGCAAAUAAACGCUGGGAAAAAGAGACGGGAGGAGGAAUUUUUUGGAGAAGCCCUCACCUCAAGAUCGUUCGUUCCUCGUAGGAGUGAGACACACCCUGCUAGGAAGUUUGAAGAUCCCGCAGAUUACAGCUGACAGCACCAAUAACUUUGAGAUACUUAGCAUCAGCUGUAAAUCACUUGCUUUGUCAAAAACACUAUUUGCGCUUUUUUGAGUGUGUUUUUGUGUGCACGCACGCACACACACACACACACGCACACACACACACACACACACACACACGCAUAUUUAUUUUACAGAGAAAUUCCCCCUAAAUUUUGAUUGGUCCUUGAGUCAUUGUGAGGGAAUGUCCAAAAAACAACAACUGAAAAACCAACACAGAAGUAGAAAGACAAUCAUCGGCCAAAACACUACACACACCCUUGCGUGCCUGUACACACACACUCACACACACCACAAGCAGUAAAGUGAAAUAAUCACCCAUGCCCUCUGGUGACGAAACUUCUGUCACUAAAAUAUAUGGUCUCCUGAUGUGGAAAACUUCAAGAGACAACACACACGCAAACACACACACACACUUACACAAACACACACCAUCUCUUAUGCACUCAAUAUUAUGGUCUUUUCUUUGGAAAUACAAGCAGAAACCUGUUGGGCGAGCUGACUUUCCAUCAUCAGUCAUCUUUGGCGAGACCGGCUUAAACCGGUCUGAGAUGGAGAUUUUCUAGUGUGUGUGUGUGUGUGUGUUUGUGAGAGAGAGAGCGUUAAUUAGGGUUCAAGCCUCUGUAUGAGCAGGCGUCCAUCCUGCUGAAGUGUCCUUGGGCAACUCACUGAAGUCCCACCAGUUCAAGAGCUUCAGUUAUUACUGAGUGUGACCUUUGACCUUAGAGUGAAAGAUGGCAAGUGAGAAAAACAUCCUUGAGGCUUAAUUGAAGUAUCAGAUUUCAAUAGUCGCCUCUGUCUGGGUUUUUUUCACUCAUGGGUCCAGACUGGAUGAGACUUGAUUCAGUCAUCUGCAGAUCUGUUUACUGUUGAAUAAUCUGGCUUUAUAAUGAUGUGAUACUGACCGCGCCGACUGAUGUCACUUCCUGUUUCCCGUCCAGGCUAAAGGCCACGCAGUGAGCCGACUCCUGCAGAGCUUUGCAACGGAUGACGACUUUCAUUUGGAUGAGGAGAGCAGCUUCUCAGAGGGGGAGGAGGAGGACGAGGAAGAGGAGGAGGAGAAGGAGUCGAGGGAGAAAAUGUUGAUGCACCUCCCUCCCAACAUGCCUUGCAGAAUACCCGGUGGGCAUAUGCAGUGACACAUCAGUCACAAUUACUCACACAGGCUCUAAAAGCAUGUCAGAUCCAUUUCACACACAUACACUCACCUCUUUCUUGGCCUUUUUGUCCCUCCUUUUUGCUUCACGUGGCAAUUAUUCAGCACACUCACAAAUUAUGUAUUUCUCCCCCUUUAUCUCCUCCAUCCAUCUUUCCACCACACCCUCCCUCCUCAGCCCUGCCAAACUGUGUGCUGAGUAAAGAGAUGUUAGUGGAUGGGCUGAAGAUCCUGAUCUCCAAGGAGGAUGAGCUGCUGUACGCUGCCUGUGUCCAGACUCUGGAUCUGCCCGACAUGUAAGGAUCUACUUUCUCUCUGACUCACCAAGAAGACAAACCCAAGGCAGAGUUCAGAGUUUCCUUUAGCGUUUCAUAAAAGAAGGACCGCUUUCACCUUAAAUUAACACUUCUUUCAAAAUAAAGCAUCAUUAUUGCACUGCUGUGCAUAACCAUUGUUGAGGCUGUCAUCUGAUUAUCCCAAGACUGAAGACAUCACAUUUAGAUUUAGAUUUAACUGAGAUAUUGAACUGCCUUGGGGGGGAAAAUGGUCAGAAAGCUCAGGUGUUGAGAAAUGAAGCAAAUACAGAAGUGCAAAAAAACUGCAGAUACUCAAGUGUCUGUUUGAAACUAGCUCCAAAGUCAAGGACAUCCUGUUGUCCCCUCUUUGUCAAAAGGGCUAGUCAAAAAGAAAAAACAGUUUUGAUCUGAAAAAGCUUAUUUUUUUCUAAAUCAUACACUCUAUACAGUAAAAGCUAUCCGGGUAUUAUUUCCAUAAUCAGGGGUAGCUUGGGGGACUGUAGAGUUGAGGCCGGUGUAAGCUCCACCUCUCUUUAUGUUGCUCAGUUGACUGAAAGUUUGGUUAAGUCAUCAUUUUCAGUAUGGUGAUCACCAUUGUGAGGCAAAACGCCUCCUCAGAAACUGAUGGUGGAUGCCACUGAGGCUAUGUUCAUGUUUAAAUAGUCUAUGGAGGAAAUCUGAAAAAUGCUAAUAAGACUUACUUUGAUAAGAGAUCUUGUCUGCUUUGCAAAAGAGUUCAAACCCUUGGUGUAAGUCAAGUCAAUUAUGAGGACCAUGAAGUCUGGACUACUGAAAUGCAAUAGUAGUCCAUGCUAGUGAGAAAAAAAUACCAAAACACAAAAUUUCACUUACAUUGUGACUCAAUAAAUUCCUUUUCAUUCAUUUAUUUUCCUUUUUCUAUUGUUUUUUUCAGAUUCAGUGUUGUCAUCGAAGGAGAACGGGGGAAUCGACCUCGGAUCUAUUCGCUGGAGCAGCUGCUACAGGAAGCUGUGAGUUUCAGUUUUGGGGCUUUAUAACAUCUUCCUCAUUUUUUCGGAUUUGCUGGUUGACUGAAACUCCACACGAGUAAUACAGAGAGUUCUGUGACUUUCCCAGGUGUUGGAUGUGCGGCCCCAGACUGAAGCAAUCCUGACUGAGGGGACGCGAGUGUGUGCCUACUGGAGUGAGCGAUCUCGUUGUCUGUACCCUGGAUACGUCCAUAGAGGUGAGGAACACACUGAAAAAGUCAGUCAUUAAACACCAUUGGGUACAAUCCCUCGGUCAUUUCAUGUUGUGUUGUUUUUUUGGGGGUCCAGGCGAGGAGGAGAAGGAGGGCAGUGUCAUGGUGGAGUUUGAUGAUGGAGACAGAGGAAGGAUUUCCUUGGCGAACAUCAGGCUUCUGCCACCGGGAUAUCAAAUUCAUUGUGAGUUUGGCCAAAGAAAGAAAAACAGAAAGAGAAAAGAGGAAAAACAACUGAAUAAUACAGACGGAAAAAAUGAAAGAGUUUCUAAUUUUACAUUUUUGCCACUGUUAGGUGCUGAACCUUCUCCAGCACUCCUAAUCUCACCUGGUCGCUGUGGUCGUCGAAGCUCCACCCAGGAGAAGAAAGAUUUGUCCAUUGAGAAACCAGCCAAUGGGGAUCCGGCUGGGAAACCUCAAGAGAAAAGACCAGGUGAGAAACAACGCAGAGCAUGGAUGUACGGCUGUAAGCGGAGUAAAACAUGAGUGUGGUGGCAUAACACCUCUCCAAAAACUUUGGCUGAUGCCACCACAAGGAUUGUGGUAAAGAGGUGGAGCUUAAGGGGGGCUUUUAACCCCCUGUCGUCCCCCUUAUUAUGUAAGUUUGUAAACACCAUGGGAAUUGAGGAAGAAUAUAAAGAAAUCCGACCUCAGCACAAGGAACUUUUGCAUCUGGUUUAUGUUUCUUUCGUGCGACUGCCACUCACUCACAAUUCACAAUCCUUCUUCUUUGCAGUUAAUCUUUCAUCAACACAAACAUUUUACAAAGAUCUGCUAAUUUCAGAGUCUGUUGAAGAGAACUAGUACACUUUUUUGACUUCAAAAUUCUGAAGAAUGUCAGACUACCUCUUCAGAGAGACAGCCUCAGGAAUCCACUGAAGAGCACUUAGAUUGAGAGGCUUUAAUAAACGUCUGAGAAGUUCUUGUCUCUCUGGUAACAUGACUCGCACACAGGCCUUCAGGCCACACUAAAAUCUUCCAAAUAAAAGCUCAUUUACAUUUCCAACUGCCAGCCAAUAAUCAGAUGCCUCCAAGUCAGAAGAUAGCACAGAGUUAAGGUAUAUGAACCAAAAGGAUCGUAAAUUAAAAUUACCUGUGUGCUUCCUUUCAUUUGCCCGCUGUGUGACCACAUUAAUCAUGACUUUAUGUCGUGUCAUCAUUGUUGUUUAGCAGCAUACAUGUUACUCAUCACAAACUCAGGUUGACAAUAAGCUGAAGGCAGAGACAGGUUUACCAGGUUUGUUUUGUAGUUUGAGUAAUGAGCAUGUUGAAACUUACCUGGCUACUUAAAGAUGUUAUAGAUAAAGGUAUUAAGUUUCUCUGACACUGGUUGUUCAUGAUCUAAUCUCAGUCUGCUCUUUAGACCCUUCAGUCCAUAUUAAUCAUAACUCCUCUUCUCAGUUGGCAGACCGAAGAAAAUCCACUCAGUGCCUAAGACUGUCAGCACAGCGCCGUCAGUAACAGACACUACAACCAAAGGCAACGCUUCCUUGUUGAACUGGUCAGCGCCCAGGAAGAGGCCGCCUGUUGACUUCUUCCUCUUCAACGGGACGUCUAGGAAGACCCAGAGGAGGAUGCGAGAGCGGGACGUAGGAUUCCUCCAUCGUCCUGCUUCCCAUCACAUCGCACCUCCGAUGCCUUUCAAAGGCAUCUUCGGCUCUCCCUUUGAAGGUGACUCUUUCAGCAGCAUCGCCAACGGCUACUCUACAUUCGGAGGCUCUGGAGCGGGGAGGCCAGUUAUAACAGCAGCCUCCGUGGGGCUCCGGGACUCCUUGUCCUCUGCCUGUCCCUCUGCCGUCUCAAUGACAGCGGGAGGUAGGAAGCCAGUGAGUGAACGUGACAGGAAACAGUACCUAGUUAAACUUGACCAUGAAGGAGUGACUUCUCCUAAAACUAAGAAUGGGAAGGCCCUGCUCCGGCUCGGAGGGAACGGAGUCAGAGGAAGCAAAUAUCUCCACUCUGCAGGCGCACCUUUACGAUACAUCCAGCCUGGUCUGCUUGUGAAGGAUGGGAAGAAGGAUGGAGGAGAGAGAGAAACUACAGGGGCCCACUCUGAACCUAUCCUGAGAAAGGAUCUUCUGUCUAAAGGUAUCGGCGUCCAGGGUGGGGAUUAUAAUCUGGACUACCCGAGUGACUGCCCCAGCUCUUACUCUGAGCUUGAUGAGGAUGAUGAGGAUGAUGGCCAAGAUGCUGGAGAGCGCAGACAAAGUGCAGCUGCACCAUCCCAUCGCGGUGGCCGCUUUCUCUCACGCCUCUCUGUCUGCUUCUCUUCAUCCUCCUCCUCUUCAUCCUCAUCCGGCUCCAUCUCCUCCUCAUCGCUUUGCUCAUCCGACAACGACUCCUCCUACUCCUCUGAUGAAGAGUCCUCUUCUGUGCUGCUGCGCCGCGCCCUCCUCCAACAGGACAAACACAAGCACAGGCAGAGCAUGACCUCUGACCUCCUGAGCCCCGAUCCCACCACCUCCAACUCUCCCACUUCUGCCAUCGCACCAGCUCAUGGCUUUGUAGCCAAAGCCAGCAUGGCGGUCUCAGGGACAAAGGUGAGGACUGACAGAGCGGAAGACAGGAAGGAGUUCAUGUCAAAAGGAAACAUGGGGGGGAACAGCAGCACAGUGAAGAGCCAGCUGAAGAGGAAAGACGGGAUCCCUAACAGCCACCAUCAGAGACAAAGCAGUCCUGUGAGCCAGCAGCCCAAACCUGCCUCCAAGGACCUAACAUCAGCUAAGAAGCAGAGGAUGUCUUCACCUGAACCUCUGCCCAACAUCGCCUCACAUGUGCCAGGGCGCCAGCUCUGGAGGUGGUCAGGCAACCCCACACAGGUAAGAAACAAGUCUGCCAAACCAAAUCAUGACUCAAACCCAUCACUACAUGAGAUGGUGGAUUUUCUGUAAUCUCACAGUAUUAUCUUGGUUUCAUGGUUUCAAGAAUGUUUUUGUUGGGCAUUAGUUUCACACCUUCGCUCAUGACUCAAGUAAGAAAAAAGUGACUGUUACAGUUUUAUGGUUUGAUUACAUACAGUAAAUGCAGUGAAACAAUAUGACCUAUUCUUUCCUGUCUCAGACUUUAUACACAGUCAGGUUGAUCUGCUGUAGCUCGUCACAUAAUUUAUCAUCUAUUUAUACAAGUGAUGGUCCUGAAACUGUAGAGCAAACAUGUUUAGAUAUCUUUUUAAGAGGUUCAUCUUCGUCUUUGGAGGUCAAAACAUUUCUUCACUUUCUUUCUAAGCAGUACAAACCAAAAUCUUUAUAUUUCUGAAAUUGUGCUGGUAGUGAAUAAAUCCUUCAUCUUUUAAGAAACUGACCAAAGUGCUGUUUUUAUUCUCUUUCCCUGACAGAGGAGAGGUCUAAAGGGCAAAGCCCGCAAGCUCUUCUACAAGGCCAUCGUGCGGGGCAAGGAGACGGUGCGUGUCGGAGACUGCGCCGUGUUCCUGUCACCCGGCCGGCCCCAGCUGCCCUACGUGGGCAGAGUGGAGAGCCUCUGGGAGUCGUGGAGCUCCAGUAUGGUGGUCAGGGUCAAGUGGUUCUACCACCCAGAGGAGACUCGCCUCGGGAAGCGACACCGUGAUGGCAAGGUAAAGACCAGCGAGUGCAAGAGGGAACGGCCAAAAUAACAGCCUGUGACAUUUUCGUAUGAAUUUAUCACCACUUUGCUUUCUUUUAUUUCCUGAUCCCAGCUGAUAUGAUUUAUUUCACCUCCACUUAGUUCAGGGGACCGUUACCAUUAGCAGUUCUGAAUACUCAGUGUAGGGUAGGUCUCUCCCAGGGAAAGUCUCUGCCACACAGGUUGUCAUGCAUUUUGCAAAUCUGGCAUCAACAAAAAGGGUUUGUUAGGAAUAAAUUCAAAAAGAGCUGGAUGGUUGAUAUGAGCAGCAACAUCCCCCCUAAAAACUCAAGCCAUGCAGAAGCUCAAACCCCUUAGUCUGAGAAGUAAUGCUGCAUUCCAAUUACCUUGGAAGUCGGAUGUGGGAGCUGGGAAUGACAUUACACCCGAUGUUGACAGCGUUCCGGUAAACUAGUCGGAAAACCAAGAUGGACGCCUGUUAGCUGUUGUCAGCAAUUUUCAGCUGUUGUUAGCUGUUGUUAGCGGUUGUUAGCCAUAGCAGUUGUAAACAAUGCAUAACACAGUAUUUUACUCUUACAAACACCGUACCACCGUGUUCACAGUUAGACAUUGGGCAGUACAACAUAUACCACUCAUUUAAUUUUACAAAAACAAAACAGAAGUGCUAAUGAAUAAAAAAUGCGAGAGAUUUCACUGUUACUCGUUACUGUUGAUGAACUGCGCUGCCAUCUUGGAUUAUGACGUUGUCAUCAAGUCGGGGUUAGUGACUUUCCGAGUCGGAAAUCUGACUUCAGGGGGGCAUUCCAGAUGAAUUUCCGACUCGUAGCUCGGAAGUUUCGACUUCUGAGAACAACUGGAACGCAGCAUAAUACCCCACAGUUAGAGCAUGAUCGAGGAGAGAUGAGUGGAACAUGGAGAGUCAAAAAUACCAUUUAACAAAAACACAAUCUUACUGAUCAACAGUGAUUGAAGUAGUUCAGGCAUCAUUAUCAGCUGGUUACUGGGUUGUCCUGAUUUCCCUGCCUCUCUCCUAGAACGCCCUGUACCAGUCCAGCCAUGAGGACGAGAAUGAUGUGCAGACCAUCUCCCAUCGCUGCCAGGUUGUCAGCAAGGCCGAGUAUGAUCACCUGAUUCGUGAGCGUAAACCCAGCAACACCACAAAUGACCUGUUCUACCUGGCAGGGACCUACGAACCGACGACGGGCCAACUAAUCAGCGCUGACGGCAUGGCCAUCGUGUCCUAGCACGCCAGGCUAUAGAGAGAAAUCCAAAUAUUUACUUGAAGUCUGAGGAGGAUGGCUUCUGAGACGGUCCGUCAAAACAGAGCAGGGGACAGAGGCAAAGCAAGACAAAGAGGUUUUGGCUCUAUGUAUCGAUCCGUCCCUUGUAAGAGAAGGAGCUCGCCCCCUGGAUAAAGCCCAACAGUACUGGCACUUCUGGUUUAAUCUGGGGGAAAAGUCUGAUCCAUUUCAGACCUAGACUCUUUAUCAGAUGUGGACUGAGGCUCCUGGAGUCUACAGGCUGAAAAAGUGGAGUAUCUUGUCACUGCGACAAAGGAGCGGGAACCAAGGACAUGAGCACUUUGGAGUACAGUCGCUUGGAUUUUUGCUCUGGAGGCAGAGAGGCAGACUUGGCCUCUAAAACACAGAGAGGACAGACUGUGUGGUGGGGAGAGGCUUGAUGUAAACCACACUGGUUUAGGUGGUCUAAAUGGUCUAACACCUGGACGAAGACAUUGGGAGAACCCUAACAGGACCAAAAAACACUGUAGUUCAAACUUUGUGUAAGCAUGUGUGUGUGUGAGUUUGUGUGUGUGCGUGCGUGUGUGUGUGCGUGCGUAUGUGUUUGCAGGGCUGCGGUGGCCCUCUUCAGCAUUUAAUGAGCUCUAAGUAAAUAGUGCUUUACCGUGCGUGUGUGCUCAUGCACGUGAACACCUGUGCUCAUGAAGCAUAGAAGACGUGGUGACACACGAUCGGUCUGUCUCUCGGAGUAUUAAUCUGUCCAGAACUUCAAGUGCAGAAACACAAAACUUCUCCUGUCAAGCCAUACACAUCAAUACCUCUUCUCGCUCUCUCUUGUAUCCUUUUAAGGUGCGAACAGACAUGUACAGGAAAUUGGUUUAUCAGCUUGAACGGUGAAUGUGUGCUGGUUCGAAUGGAAGUGUGGCGUGGGUGUACAGCAUUAUGUGUAAUAUAACAUGUAAAUAUAUACAUAUAUAUUUGUUCUUUUUUUGUUUGUUUGUUUUCAGAGAAGAUUAUUUUAUUUAGAUUUUAUUAGAGUGGGUGUGGGUGGGUGGGUUUGGGAGGGUCUGACAGAGGGAGGAGGGGGUUCUUUUUUUUGCUCCCUUACUGCACUGAACAGGAUCAGAAGUUUGGAUUUAGGGUCAAACUUAUGUGAAGUCUUUGAGGUCAUAAGCCCCGCUUAAGGCCAAGCGUAGAUAUGUAGAAAGGAUUUUUUUAUAAGAAAAGCAGAAAAGGUCUUUUUAAACAUGUGUCCAAAUGUUUUUUCUUCCUCUUUAUUUCACUCUGUUGGGCUUCAAAUGUGUGUUUCCAGUAGGGAGCAUUUUGUAAACAAAAUACUGGAAAAGAAACUGAGUUUCUGCUGUUUUAUGAUCCUAAAAGAAUCUUUAUCUACUUUAGCCUGUAUUCCUAUAUGAAAUGUAGAUAUUUAUCUGGCUUCAAAAAUACCAAAGCACCUGUGAGUUUACACCUCAUCGCAUUAGAAGAAAACAAUUUUAUGAAAAAGACUUAAAAACAUUCAAUCAAAUCUGAAUCCGGGACCCCUGCAAUCACAGAGGUAUUUCAAGUAGAGUUCCUCUCGUUGUCUGCUCGUGUUCAUCCAGCGUUGCUAUGACAGCCUCUGAGAAACGGUGCAGCAACAUUGUCUGCACACCGCCCAGCUGAUGCACUUGAGGUCUCUAUGGCAACCAGAAUGGCAUCAUGUGACUGUGAAGGACAAUCAGAGCCAAUCAAUGGGACAUGAAAAAACAAGGAUCAAAUCACAAAUUAUGCUUCUUGUCACUUUUAUUCCUGCUUUGCCAAAAAAACUGUUUCUUUAUGUUUUAUGUUUGCUUUUUUUUGUUUUGUUUUGUUUUGUUGACCAUUGUCUUACUGUUUAUGCAAGCCUGUGAUGACUGUUUGUUGUCAGUGUAUAGGAUGUACAGGGGGGAAUAACAGAAAUGCCUUUUUUCUUUUUCUUAAGACAUUGACUGACUUUUAACAACCAUGUUGCUGUUACACUGCAAAGCAAAAGCUUUAAAAGGAAUCUAAUGUGAAACUCAAUUUGAAAAUAUCACUUUAAUGGGUCUUUAAUUAUUUUUUUAUUCUAUAGCUGUACUUUCUUUGAGAAACACUGGAUUCAGCUCUUGCCAUCACAUUUUAAAAGACGCAACAUCAUUGUGUUUUUUUUAGACCCACUGGAACCUGCUUUGUAAGGUUGAGAUAGCCUACUAAAAUAUAUUAUGUAAUUCAGUCAUUCUUUGGAAAUAUGACUCAAAUAUUUCCACAUGUACAAAAGGAAAAAUUAUUUAUCUUAAUUUUAUUGCCUUUUUGUGUUUCAUUAAAAAAGAUUCUUACAAAAAAAAAAAA